GAGGCGGCGCGGGAGGGGUUCAGAGCAGCUGGCGAGCAGCCGCCCGGCCUUCCUUCGUCUGCUUUCCUCUGGGUCUCUAUCUCUCUCUCCCUCCAAGCCCAUUGUCCAGCCGAGCUGCCCGCGGGGUCUCCUCUGAUUGGCUGCGGCGGGCGUCGCUCGGGCGCCCCCUCCCCUGCCUGCCUCCCUCCCUCGCGCCCUCCCCGGCGGACCAGCCCUCUCUGCGCUGUUGCAACCUGGGCGCAUCUGCCGCGCUCGCUCCUGCUGGAUGCGGAGGGCGCCGCUGCCGCCGCCGCUGCUGCCGCCGCCGCCUCUGCUGCAUGGGGGAAGCGCCGCCCGCGCGGCAUUGUUCCCCCCUCGGCCAAGAGCCCCCCCGCCGCCGCCCCCCCCGGGCAAGAUGAUGAAGUUUCGCUUCCGCCGCCAGGGCCACGACCCCCAGCGGGAGAAGAUCAAGCAGGACCUCUUCGCCUUCAACAAGGUAGAGACCCGAAAGACCCCCCACCCCACCCCACCCAUCCACCACCGACCGCAAGGGGUGCCUGGCCAGGGCUCCCCCCAAAUGGGGCUGGGGUCCGCCUCGCUCGCCCCGCAACUUUGGCAAGCGGUCUCGGCCCUCUGCUGAAAUGGGGUGGUGGUCCUCAUCUUCCUGGGCUCAAAUGACUUCAAUCUCUUUAUUUUUUCCCCCCCUGGUUGGGGGUCCUCCCUGCCUAUUGGAAAAAGAAGCAGCGAGAGGAAGAACUGGGGGUGUUUUUAGGGGUAUUUUUUGGGUGGAGGUCAGUUCUGUUGGUCACAGCUAGGUGUUUGGGAAACACCCUCCCCCCCCCAAAAAAAACCCCAAUAGAGUCUUUGGUGGUGCACAUUAGUUUGGGGCGUCUUUCGGAAGAGGGGCUGUGUAUUUGUGACCCACUUUUGUUGGUCACGGCUUGGUGUUUGGGGAACACCCCCCCCAAACAACAAUAACCCCAAUAGAGUCUUUGGUGGUGCACAUCAGUUUGGGUUGUCUUUUGGAAGAGGGGCUGUGUAUUUGUGACCCACUUUUGGGGGAGGGGAGAGAGAUUUCCGCCUGGGGAAGUAGCAAUAUUGGGGUGAGGGGCCAGCCCAACGAGCCCUCCUUUGAAAAUGGGGAGUGGGUGCCCGGUUUAGCUACCCCCCUUUUUGAAAGGGAGUGUUUGGGGCAGGCUGGUUGCUAGCUAACUUAAGAGUGGUGUGUGUUCGUUUGCGCCAUCCCUCUCUGGGAGAGGAAAGAGAGAGAGAGAGAAAUGUUUGAAUGGAAACAGCUGCACCCCCCCUUAUGCCUCCCCCCCCCCAAAUAAUCUCAUCUGCAUAAGGUGCUCUUGUAAGACAAUGGAGCUUCUCCCUUUGAAGUGCAAACAGUUCCCAAAAGUAAGGACCAGGAUGGAUAUCAGUGUUUGGGGGUUUUUUUUGGGUGCGUGCUAUGUGAAAAGAAGAGUCAGGUUAAAGAAGAAAGAAUGGAUGAGACACUUUUGUGGAGGAAAUUUUGCUCUCCUUGGCGUGGAAGGAAUUUCCAGAGGGGUCUCCCCUUUGGUGCAAUUCGGGAACACCCAACAAAGACUCCGGAUGGCACCUUGCAACUGUUUUGUGUAUGCUUCUGUGUGAGCACAGAUUUCCUUUCCUCCCACGCUAACCCCCGGCAAAGAUUAGGGUGCCUCUUCUUCUUCCUCCUUCUCCUCCUCCUUCGAAUGGGAGGAGUUGGCCAAAGAAUGGAUCUGCUUCUUUUUCCUUUAAAUGCUAUUUAUUUACUUCAAGCUGCAAAUAACACCAUCCUUGCUUCAGCAGAGCUCCGGGAGUGUGAUGUUGAGUUCGUAUAUGAGAGAACGGGGUGUGUGUGUGUGUGUGUGUGUGUGUGUGUGUAGACUUGGCAGGAGUUGUUCGCCGCACUGCUGGGUUGCAUUUCAUGCAAAAUUCCCCCUCCCUCCCACUGCACCCCACCAGCCCAUCUCUCCUAGUCUCUAAAGAUUGGUCUGGGAUGAGAGAGGAUUAAAAACAAAAUCUUAUUUCUGCCUCUCUCUCCCCUUCCCCUCCCUCCCCCCUUUUUUUUACUUUGCAGACCUAAAUGAUGCUUAAUUCUUUGUAAACCGCUCCCUGCCUUUUCACCACCAUUUGUCCUGCCCUCUGAUUUUGGUCCAGGGAGAAACUGGGGGUUGGAUUUGCUCUCUCUCUGCCCCCCCCUUUGGGAUGUUGUGGGGUUUCUCCCCUCCCCUCCCCUUGGGCACCUGCAGUAACACACACAAACCCUUUAACAUCUUCCUUAUACAAGGAUGGAAGCAAUAAAACUCUUGCAACGAUAGUUCGUUGCAGUUCUGGGAAGCAAAACUUCCAAAAAGAAUUAAGGUUCUUUUUGCCGUAAGUCUGCUGAAAAGCCCUUUGUGUGCGUGCGUCUUGUGGGUUUUUUAAAGCGGAAUCUUUCCUCCUAUUUAAAUGACUUUCUCUCCCCCCCCCCCAAGCAUCCUAAUUCCUCCUUCAACUCUUUAAGUAAGACAUCCAUUGUAUCUUGGAAGUUCACAUUUUGAGCUGUGUAGCCCUGGUUUCAGUGCUAAAUACGCAGGAAGUGUGAAGAAACUGUACUCUGCUACCCUAGCUUUCCUGGAAUUUCGACUUUUAAUUUUGUACACUGCUCAGCUUUGUAUGUGACACGAGUCGUGCUUCCUUUUAAAGGAAAUUUUACAGAAUGUUUCAUCAUCAUCAUUAUUAUUAUAAGUAAAACCAUUGGAUUUUUGUUACAUUAAAGUGGAUUUUUAAAACCCCCAAAUAAAUAAGAAGUAACAAUUGCUUCUGAUUGCAGGGAUGGGGACUCCACCUCCCUCCAGAUGUUGGGCCUCUCAUCCCCAUCACCAGCCCUGAUCACUAGCCGUGCUGGCAGAGGCUGAUGGGAGUUGUAGUCCAACAACCCCUGGAGGGCCAAGUGUUCGCUUCCCCCGGAUUAAGGGCCAGGGAGAGGAAAAUGCUGUUCUCAGUUUUAUCUGCAAGCUGCCUUGACUUCCUGUCAGGGUGGUGAUAUAAAUAAAUAUAUAAUAAUAAUUACCAUAUUUUUUGCACCAUAACACUCACUUUUUUCCUCCUAGAAAGUAAGGGGAAAUGUCUGUGCGUGUUAUGGAACGAAUGCCUGCGGGUGGCGGGGGGGAUCUGUUGCAGUCGUGAGCAGAGGAUCCAUGGUUCCCCUUCCUUCCCUCCUCCAUGGUUACAAAGCAUGGAUCCACAUGGAUCCUCAGGAUUUUUGCAUUGGGCUACUCCAAACUCACUGUCAGAUCACAUGUCUGUGGCCACAGCAUGAACCAUAAAAAUCAUAUAUCCACUAUUUUGUUUAGAAUAUUUUUUUUCUUGUUUUCCUCCUCUAAAAACUACGUGCGUGUUAUGGUCUGGUGUGUGUUAUAGAGCGAAAAAUACGGUAGAUCAUCUGGGGAUCAUGGAUCUCCCAGCAGUUUUGCCUGGGGUUCUUGCCCACCUGCUCCCUUGUGGCGUAAAUAUUUGCAUGCUCACUUGCAAAUACCACCCGUAAGACUUGGGAACAAGCAGCGGUCAUACAGGCCCAUCUCUUUAAAAAAUGCUAAAUUAUUCCCAGGCCUGCUAGCUUAUAGGCUAUUAAUAAUUAUGCCAAACGACAUAGAUAAAGGCCAAGUUGGUUUUAUAAGACAGAGGUCUGCUGCGCUCCCUAUUGGGCGACUUCUCAAUAUUCUUUAUUGGGUCCAACUUCGUUCAGAACCAAUGACUGUUCUAGUUUUACAUGCUGUCAAGGCAUUUGAUCGCCUUAAGUUGGCAAUACAGUGGUACCUUGGGUUACAUACGCUUCAGGUUACAUACGCUUCAGGUUACUAACCCAGAAAUAGUGCUUCAGGUUAAGAACUUUGCUUCAGGAUGAGAACAGAAAUCGUGCUCCAGUGGCACGGCCGCAGCGGGAGGCCCCAUUAGCUAAAGUGGUGCUUCAGGUUAAGAAUAGUUUCAGGUUAAGUACGGACCUCCGAAACGAUUUAAGUACUUAACCUGAGGUACCACUGUACCUCUUUACUGUUCAUUUGGUAUAAGUGAAUCCUGCAGUAUCCUUUUGCUGUCUUCCUUUCCUUUCGCCGUAUUCCAAAAAGCCAUAUCUAGGCCGGGUGUCCGUUUCUGAUGGGUUUUAUUACCUAGUUGCGCAGGAAACCACCUAAUCUCAUUUAUUUAUUUAUUUAUUACAUUUCCUUCUGGGGGCGGAAGGCGGAACUAGGCGCUUUUCCCCCUGAUCAUUUUAUCCUCACAACAAGCCUGUGCGGUAGGUUAGGCUGAGAGUGAGUGACCGGCCCCUGAGGUCACCUGGCGAGUUUGACGUCCGAGUGGAGAUUUGAACCCAGGUCUUCUGGGCCCUAGUCCAGCACUUUCACCGCAGCAACACCACCCCUGGCUCUCUCUGUAUCAAGCUGGCGUUGCCCGCACUGGCUGGCAGCAGCUCCUGCAGGCGUUUUAGGCAGGUCUUGAUUUAUUAUCAUUUAAAAACUUAUUUAUUGAUACUUAUUCACAAAAAUACAUGCCCAUUACAAAGUAUCUUUUUGUAAUAAAGAGAAAACAGCUACUUAGUCUAAAAAAGAGAGAGAGAAACUAGGUCAGAAAAGAUAAGAAGAGACCUGAGAAAGACGGAGAACAGCGGGAGAAAGGGGGAGAAAAAACUAAAGAAAUUUAGAAAGAGUAAAAGGAUUUCUGGCUCUCUUUCCUGCAGCUACAUAUAAUAUUCAUUCCUUAAAAUCCAAGCAUUCUGUCUUCUAGAAACCAUUAUUUUUUCAGUCUUCAAAUCCCGAUAUUACUUGGAUGAACUUGAAUGAACUUAGGUGGGGCCGGAAAGGUGUUGUGAAUUGAACCCAGGAUCUCUGGCAGUUGCUGUAGCGCAGGGGUCAGCAAACUUUUUCAGCAGGGGGCCGGUCCACUGUCCCUCAGACCUUGUGGGGGGGCUGGACUAUGUUUUGGAAAAGGAAAAAAAAGAACAACAAAUUCCUAUGCCCACAAAUAACCCAGAGAUACAUUUUAAUUAAAAGCACACAUUUUACUCAUGUAAAAACACAAGGCAGGCCCCACAAAUAACCCAGAGAUGCAUUUUAAAGAAAAGGACACAUUCUACUCAUGUAAAAACAUGCUGAUUCCCUGACCGUCCAUGGGCCGGAUCCAGCCCCCAGGCCUUAGUUUGCCUACCCAUGCGCUAGUCUAGCGCCACUGAGCUAGGGCAGUGGUUCGUUUACUUGCCUGAACUCCCAACUGGGCAACAAAGAGAUCAAACCUCACGGUUCUUCUGCUUCAGAUCUCCAGCUCUGUCUGUUUCCAAGGGGAGGCUUUCGUCCUCAAUCCUUGAUUUACAGUCUGUCUUUAUCUUCCUUCUUUUGGUCUUCUUUGUUGUGCAGGCUUGAUGAGCCUGCUGGCUGCCUCUGCUUGACUGUUUCAGUGCCUGAGUUAGGAGCCGGGGGAGAAUUUAGCUUAACUGCGUCAAGCUGGUAUCCCAGGCACAUCAAUGUGCUUAUGCUCUCUAGGUAAAUAUCUCGCAAUCUCUUCUACCUUUGUGUCUACUUCUGUGUUCUUCCCCCCUGUAUUUGCAGGGGAUUUCAGAACAGAGAAAGGCAGGGGGAUAUUAACCGUUUCAGAUUAACACUGAGUGCUGCAUUUUCCUUGGGAAAUUUCCUCUCUUAUCUCCUCUUUCUCCACCCCCCAAUUCCCCCCUAAAUUUCCUGAUUUAGGGAUGCGAUGAUAAGAUUUCUCCCUUCUUGCAUGAGGAAGAAACUAGGCAUAUUCCUGAAAUGAUUUUGCACCUGGGCUGGGAAAUGCAAAAUGCGCUGGGAAUUUUUUAUCUUGCCCUUCCUCCACAGGGCUCCUGAGGCCAGGCCAAGUUCUCUUCUCCCUUCAUCUAUGCUCACAGCAACCCCCUGGAAGGUAGGGUAAUCUAGAGAGUGGCUGGCCCAUAGUCACCCGACGAUCUUCGCAGCUGCGUGAGGAUUCGAAUCCGAGUCUCUCCAGUCCUAGUCUGACCACCGCAUGCCACCACUGAUAAGCUGUGUGGCUUGACCCUGUCUUGCAAGGGAAGAAUAUCCCACUGUGAUAAGUCCCUCUCUUAUGCUAUAUAAAUUCUAAUAAUAAUGCCAAAUGAUUUCUCUUGUUUAAGAUCUCUACUCUUCUGUCUCUAACAUAGCCUUGGAUGUAGGAAUUUAGAAGGCAAAACAAUGGCAAAAUCUCCAGCCCAAGAAAAGUUUCACCUGUUAAAUGCGCAAGAAUCAAACUCUUUUAUUUUUUAAAAGGUGGCAGGCAAACCUUCCUUUCUGUAGGUCUCCGAAUCCUCCUGCAUUUUUCUCUCUUUCUGUUUUGAACUUUGGCAAGGGAGGCAAAGCUUAUUUAAUUUGGAUAGGCCCCCUGACUGGUCCCACGGGGAGGGGGCUGCUUCUUCGCCAUAAACAUCUGUGUGGCGAGGAGAGCAGGCAGAUGGCCCAGUGAUGGAGGACAAUGAGCUCUUCUUAAUUUGGAGGCUCUGGGGGCCUCUCGGCGCAUAAAUUUAAUCCUGGGUAUGUGAGGUGACAUGAUAGAAGUUCAUAAACGGAGGAGGCGGGGAGAUGAAAGUUUUUCUCCCUCUCUCCUAACACCAGAACUCCGGGGGCAUCCAAAGCACAGCUGAAUGUUGGACGAUUUGGGGCAGAUAAAAGAGAGCCCUUCUUCACGCAACAGUGCGUCGUUAAAACUGUGGAACUCCCUCCCACUUGAGGCAUAGAUGGCCUCCAACUUGAAUGGCUUUAAAAGAGAAUUGGACCAAUUCAGAGGGCUGUCGAGGGCUGCUGGCCAGGACGGCUAUGCUCUGAGCUUUGAAGUCAGAGGCAGCGAUGCUUUUGAAUACCAGUUGCUGGAAACCACAGGAGGGGAGAGUUGCUCUUGCAUUUGAAUUUUAUUUAUUUACUAUUUUUUAUUCAUUCGAUUUAUAUACCGCCCUUUGGCACAAGAUCUCUGGGUCGUUCACAGGAUAAAAUACAAGUACAGUGGUACCUCCGGUUGCGGAUGGGAUCCGUUCCGGAGCUUCGGUCGGAUCCCGAGGUUUCCACAACCGGAGGUGCCUGUUCUGCACAUGGUGCGAUAGAGCGCUGCUGCGCAUGCGUGCAGCACGAUAGAGCAUUACAGUCACACCUCGUGUUGUGUUUGCUUCAGGUUGACUGUUUUCAGGUUGCGUCCUGUGGUGACCUGGAAGUACCGGAAAGGGUUACUUCUGGGUUUCGCCGCUCACGUAUGCGCAGACACUCAAAAUGAUGUCACGCGCAUGUGCAGAAGUGGCGAAUUGUGACACGCGCAGACGUGGGUUGCAUUCUGCUCAGGUUGCGAACGGGGCUCUGGAAUGUAUCCCGUUCGCAACCAGAGGUACCACUGUACUGCACAUGUGCACGCGGCGAACCCCAGAAAUAUACUUCUGGGUUUGUCGCGUGCGUAUCCCAAAGAUACGUAACAAGAGGGGCAUGUAAGUAGAGGUACCACUGUAAAUACAGUGGUACCUCGGGUUACAUAUGCUUCAGGUUCAAACUUUUCAGGUUACAGACUCCGCUAACCCAGAAAUAGUACCUCGGGUUAAGAACUUUGCUUCAGGAUGAGAACAGAAAUCAUGCUCUGGCGGUGCAGUGGCAGCAGGAGGCCCCAUUAGCUAAAGUGAUGCUUCAGGUUGAGAACAGUUUCAGGUUAAGAACGGACUUCCGGAACGAAUUAAGUACUUAACCCGAGGUACCACUGUACAGUAGUUAAAAACGAAAGCGACAAAACAAUAACCUCUGCUUCUCACAAACACAUUUAAAAGGCUGCAGAAUAUUAACCAGCUGUUUGGCCCCUAGAUGCUGGUCCAGAUGGGCCUGAUCCACAUGGCUCUUAUGUACUUUAAGACGUUCAAUGUGGAUGCACCCAGGAAGGGGCGUCUGCAGACGUGGAUCAGGCAACCUUUUUGCUCCAAGGGCCACAUGGAAGCAGUCUGGUGGGCCACACAGCAGUGUGUGUGGCUGGGGUCUACGGUCCCCUUGCUCUGCUCACUCCUGAACACACACACACACACACACACACACUCACACUCUGAACAGACAGAAACAUGAUUUUGCCCUUCCCAUAUGCUGACGCCAACCCCCAUGCCAACUGUGUUCCGAUCAGUAAGAGUAGAAGCUUUAACUUUGCCCUUCUGACAACCCCGAUGCAGCCAAGCUUUCUGUGCUGGUGUGGCUCAGCUGUGCAAGACCAGUGACCUUCCCCCAGUUACGGGCUGAUCUCCUGGGGUGGGUGGGAGGGGGUGGAGGCUCCCCGGAUCCUGGUGGGCUGCACAGAGAGUGCCUGUAUGUUGCUCACAUGUUGCAGGAAAUAUUAAUUUCGGGAGGUAGGAUGGGUUGCGGAUUUUCCAGUGCGGGCAGCAACGCUCUCGGGAAGGCAUGCUCAUCGUGCAAUCCUAUGUGCGUGUUCUUCCGGAAAUGGUGAUGUCUGUUUUCUAGGAUAAUUUUGAAUCUAGGGAGCAGGGAAAAACUGAAGGGCAAAGAUUAGGUUUGGGGGACAGGCUGAAGAGGCAGCAGGGGAGAAUUGGGUGGGUCCUUUGGAAAGAACAGAAUCUUUGGGUGGGUGAGCAGAGUUAAAGGUAAAGGGACCCCUGAUUGUUAGGUCCAGUCGUGGCCGACUCUGGGGUUGCGGCACUCAUCUCGCUUUACUGGCCGAGGGAGCCAGUGUGCAGCUUCGGAGGUCAUGUGGCCAGCAUGAGUGAGCCGCUUCUGGCGAACCAGAGCAGCGCACUGAAACGCCAUUGAUCUUCCCGCCGGAGUGGUACCUAUUUAUCUACUUGCACUUUGGCGUGCUUUCGAACUGCUGGGUUGGCAGGAAAGCUCUGAGUAUAGAGAUGGGCAAUUCUGUGUUUCUUGAUUGCAUUUAUAUUCUGCCUUUUCUCCAAGUUGCUCAGGGUGACGCAGGGGGAUCUCUUCCCUUAUGUCAUCCUCUCAACAACCCUGUGGGGUGGGGAUAGCAUAAGUUGAUGGUUGGUGGCUGGUUCAAGGAGUGGAGAUCAGAACCCUGAUCUUUCCCAGGUCUCAGUCUGACACUUUAACCCAGUGGCUCUCAAACUUUUUUCUCUGGGCUAUGCUUUCAGAAUAAAAAAUUCUGAAAUUCGCGCUACACUGAAUCUCAUACAGUUGUACCUUGGAUCUCGAACGCCUUGGCUCCCGAACAAAUCGGCUCCUGAACAAUCAAAACCCAGAAGUGAGUGUUCUGGUUUUCGAACGAUUUCUGAAAGCCAAACGUCAUUCGGGGCUUCCAUGGCUUCCGAUUGGCUGCAGGAGCUUCCUGCAGCCAAUCCGAACCCACAAUUUGGUUUCUGAACAUUUUGGAAGUUGAGCGGACUUCCGGAACGGAUUACGUUCAACUUCCAAGGUACGACUGUAUUGGUAAGGACAAAAAUUGGAGAACAAAAAGGAACAGGCACCUAGCAGUGCUUGAUUUAUAAUGUAGGACAGAACUACUUUAUAACAUGAUCAUAGGACAUGCAGAAGAUAUAAAACAAUGCUGCUACGUAAGAACAUGAGUUAUUCCCAAGAUAUAAUUAUAAAUGAGCUGCUUGCCUAUGUGCCUUAAGUUUGUGUACAAACUCAGCGAGAGGCGUGGGCUUGAUUUUGCCGGGUGAUCUCAUUCCUACAAGGUCUAAUUGGAGGCAAACAAACUCUCGUCUCCUCAUUGACACCAAGAAAUCUUUCUCUUUUCUGUUCUUUUGUAUUUGUCAGUGUUGACAAUUGUUGUUCACAACAACAUGCCGUGGAGAACUGUAGAAGAAGAGCUAGUGCUCUGGACUAUCUAGCCAUAUUCUGCAAAUUAAAAGAACUGUUUUGAUACUAUGGCUGAUUUGGUUAGAGCGUGGGGCUGAUAAUGCCAAGGUUGCAGGUUCGAUCCCCGGAUGGGACAGCUGCGUAUUCUCGCGUUGCAGGGGGUUGGACUAGAUCAGGUAUCCCCAAACUCAGCCCUCCAGAUGUUUUGGGACUACAACUCCCAUCAUCCCUAGCACACAGGACCAGUGGUCAGGGAUGAUGGGAAUUGUAGUCCCAAAACACCUGGAGGGUCGAGUUUGGGGAUGCCUGGACUAGAUGAUUGUUAGGGUCCCUUUCAACUCUGUGACUACAUACUGCACUGCACUGAAAUGUUUAAAUGAUUCUUGGAUUGUCCCUGAACCUUCUGGCCACAUUGCCAUCCUCUCCUGCCACACCUUUUGGGAACCACUGCUCUAACCACUACACCACUGGAGCAGUUUAGGGAGCCAGCGGAGGGACUUGAGAAGGAGGCGUUGCCUGUCCUGAGCUGAAACGCACAAGAAUUGCCCUACCAUCACAACUCUCUGUUGCUGCUUUUCCGAUCAAGUUUGGGGGAGCCUGGAUCUCGAAAGCAACAUCCAAACCUUCUCAGGCACCCCAUCUCAUUCAGACAUCCCCAGGCUGUGUGCUGAGGAAGAAUUGGCGGUGCCGUGGGAGAGCAAAAACUAGUUUAAAGAAUGUGUGAGGCCCAAGUGCCCAGACCCAGAAGAGCUUUCCCGAGGUUGCUCUCUUGUUCUGCCCUGAUGGAUAAAUUCCUGCCAUCCCAACCUUGCCUUGGGGGUUGAGUGUGUUGUUCAGUGGUUACCUGCUGAAAUUGGGGCAAUAGGUGUCUCCAGCCCAUAAUUCCGUUUCCCACAGUGGCCAUCCAGAUGCUUCCUGGAAAAUGCUGUUGAGAGGUAGAAUGCCUCUGGCCUUGGAGGUUCCGCUUAGAAAAAGGGGUCAGCAAACUUUUUCAGCAGGGGGCCGAUCCACUGUCCCUCAGACCUUGUGGGGGGCCAAACUAGAUUUUUUUUUGGGGGGGGGGAAUGAACUCAUGUAAAAACAGUAGGUAGGCCCCACAAAUAAUCCAGAGAUGCAUUUUAAAUAAAAGGACACAUUCUACUCAUGUAAAAACAUGCUGAUUCCCGGACGGUCUGCAGGCCGGAUUUAGAAGGCAAUUGGGACGGAUCCGGCCCCUGGGCCUUAGUUUGCCUACCAUGCACUUAGCCAUCAUGGCUAAUCAGUGUCUGUGCUGUGGGAAGCUGCCUUGACGCUGAGCCAGGCACAUUAGUCCGUCACUGGCUGGCAGCAGCUGACUAGGGUUGCAGGCGGGGGAUAUUCUGGGGAUUUGAACCUGAGACCACUUGCAUUUCCUGCCCCUGAGCUGUGGCCCUUCCCCAGACACACCUGCUUAAAGCCACCCAAACCAAUGGUCAUCGCCAUAUCCUGUGGCAGGGAGUCCCACAAGCUAUGUAGUGGUACAGCUUCUUCACUUUGAAAACAUCUGCCUGUUGAUCUCGCUGGGUGACCUUGAGUUUUAGUGUUAUAUGAGACGGAGAGAAGCUCUGUACCAAUGCAGAAUGAGGAUAUUAAAAAAACACCAACCCUUUAAAAAUAAGUGUCUCUGGGAUAGAGCAAAAACUCGCCUGGUUUUAUCGUGAGCCAGGGCUGAACUCCAACUGGAUAGAGUUAAAUCAAAGCUAGGGGCAAGUGUGUGUUUGUCUUCUGAUGCUAAUUAAUCCCGGAGAUUGUUUCUGGGAGGCAAACUGAAGAUUACCCGACAGCAACAGUCCAAAGAGGCUUUUCUUACUGUAAGUCGCUGUAAUUGGGUGCAGUUCCUAUAGACACCUUCCGUAAUGUGCCUUCUUCCAGGUGUUUGGGGUUCAGGGACAUCCGGUGAUAAACUUCACAGGGCUGAAACUUUUCUCGGAAUGUGUCCUUGAAUUUCGAUAAGGUCUCUCUCCCUUGCCUGGAGAGGUGUGUGUAGAAACUAGCCUUCUGUAGGAAGGGGGGGAAAUUCCUUGUUUUGCCCACUUUUGCUUUUGCCCACUGUAAAUUUGCUCAGAAGGAAAGGGGGGGAGUCACGCCUACCCUAGAGCGUACCUCAUCUAGCAUGUUUGUUUUACUUGCAUUUAGUAAACAGUUGGUGGAUAUUUGUUUGCAGCCGGCACCCGUUCACAAACUCUGCGAAACGGAGAUUUUUUUUCCUGCGGAAAAAUUAAGUGCUGGGGAUUUUGCCGCCUCCUCAUCUCUGCAAAGGGGCAACUGAUGUGGUUUCUAGUGCUUCUCAUCCCACUGCUAUUGUCUUUAAAGUUUUUACAAGGGUUCUGCUAAAAUAUCUGCGCCAUCGCCCCUGCGAUUGCCCAGUCGUGAUGACUUUGUGACACUUGGGACAACCUGUGUGGGUCCUGUAUCAGAUGCCUCUGUGUAUUUGUAAGUUUGCCUGAUUCUUGCAGAAUAGAUGUGCUGGGGGGUGGGGGGAAAUGUAGCUGUCUUAAUCUGCCCUAGCCCGCUGCACCCUUCCUUUAAACAUUUGGGAACGAGAAAUUCCAAGAUGAGAUGCUUUAGACUAGGGGUCAGCAAACUUUUUCAGCAGGGGGCUGGUCCACUGUCCCUCAGAGCUUGUGGGGGGGGCUGAACUAUAUUUUGGGGGGGGGGGGAAAUGAACAAAUUCCUAUGCCCCACAAAUAACCCAGAGAUGCAUUUUAAAUAAAAGCACACAUUCUGCUCAUGUAAAAACACAAGGCAGGCUCCACAAAUAAGCCAGAGAUGCAUUUUAAAUAAAAGGACACAUUCUACUCAUGUAAAAACACGCUGAUUUCCAGACCGUCUGCGGACCGGAUUGAGAAGGCGAUUGGGCUGGAUCUGGCCCCUGGGCCUUAGUUUGCCUACCCAUGCUUUAGAACAGUGGUAUCCAAACUUUUUACAAAGAGGGCCAGAUUUGAUGGAAGUGAAGGGCUGUGAGGGCCAACCAAAGUUGUUGUUAACCUUUUUUAAGGGUUGAAGUUGUUCAGGUUUUUUUUAGGAUUUUACCCCGCCACAGGGGCCGGAUUAAACCGAACGGCGGGCCGGAUUAGGCCCCCAAAACAGACUUUGUACAUGCCUGCUUUAGACCCUCAAAUGCCACCCCGCUCCAGUGGCCUGGCACCCCACCAAGCCCAGGAAAAAAUCUGCGUUGAUGUGUCAGAUUACAUCUCUGCUCCCUUGCUCAGGGAAUCUCUCCCGCGUGGCUCUCCUGGUGCUGCUGAUUUCUUCUGACUUUGUCUCUUGCAAUGUGGAAUGUGGAGCCUGAUUGGAAAAGGCAAGCGAUGUGCUGGCUUGGCCAAGCUCUCUUUCUAGGGCUUUCUAUUUCCGAAACUCCUUUCUCCAGUCCUGUUUGAAAGCCGUGCUGCUGCCUGUUCAUUAAAGAUGUUGUGCUCAACAUUGUAUGUUGUCGUUCAAAGUAGGAGGAACGUCCCUGGCUUAUUUUUAAAUUUGUGGGUUUCCCCCCCUAGCAUUUAUGUGUGAAUAAACAAAAUAAAUCAAAGAUGAAGGCCAUAAAGAAAUGUUCAGAAUGUUACAUCAGGUCAAAAGCUUCAUAAGGUUGGACAUUAGCAUUGAACUCGUUGUUACGAAACGAAACACAAAAUACCAAUUAUUCCAUAAAUCUCUUAGGCUGGUUUAUAUGUAUUCUUUGAUAAUAAGUUAGCUAAGCAAUUUUAUAUGCAUUCAGGUGGAGAACCGUCUCUUCUCUACCUGGUUCGGGAAGGGGUUGCUUUUAAUUGGAGAUGGUAGUUAUUUAACCUGGGACGUACCUCGGAAGUCAAACGGAAUCUGUUCCAGAAGUCCGUUUGACUUCCAAAACGUUUGGAAACCCAAGCGCGGCUUCUGAUUGGCUGCAGGAAGCCCCUGCAGCCAAUCGGAAGCCCUGUCGAAUGUUCAGCUUCCAAAAAUCGUUUGAAAACGGGAUCACUCACUUCCAGGUUUGCGGCGUUCAGGAGCCAAAAUGUUCGAGAAGCUGUUCAAAAACCAAGGUACGACUGUAUUUCAAUACAUGAUCACAGCGGCGAGACUUUUAUAUGGAAAGAUACAUCUUUAUCUACGGUGGAGGACUGGUUGUUAAAAUUAUUGGACUUGGCUGAGAUGGCGUUGACGUUUUUAAUCAGAGAAAAAUCAUUGUCAAUAUUUACUAAAGAUUAGAAACUCCUUCUAGACUUUUUGUGUGAAAAAGGAAAUGAACUUAUGAUACCUGAAUUUGAGGAUUGGAGAAGAUACUGGUUUAUACAAAGUGGAAUUGCUGGGUGCUGUAUUCGGAGUUGAUGUUUUGAAUACCUUUCUAUAUAUACCUGACAGACAAAGAAUCAGAAGUCCCCCAACUGUUUUUCUUCUUUCUCCCCCCCCCCCCCCCGCUUUCCUCCUGUUGGUUUGUGUUUUUAUUUAGAUUAGGUUUUUUUCAUCUUUGAUUUAAAAAUUGGAAUAUUUUCUUUACAACUUAAAAUUUCUUGGUGGUGGUGGGAGAACCUGGGACCUUCUGAAUUCCAAGCAGCUGCUCUUCCCUCGGGCCCCUCCACUUUUGUCCUCAAGAGUGGCAGAGUGGGCAUCUGAGACCAUGCCGCAUAUUGAGAACUGAUUGAAUUGGUGCCCUGUUUUUGUCUAAGCACGUGUGUGUAUUGUUUCCCCAAUCUGGUGGGUUGAAAGAUCUGGACACAUGCUUCUUGGAGACUUAGAGUGGGCAGCAGGCCAGGCAGAGGGGCACUUCGUACAAGAAGGGGCAGCACAGAUACUGACCUGUGUAAUAGCUACCCAUGAAGCUUGUGAGUCACCAGCCAAAAUGGACUCUUGCCGGUUUUUUUAGCUUCGCAGGAGAAGCGGAAUCCAUUCAUUGGUGGUCUCUCGCUUGGGACACUCUCUCCUGGUGAAUAGUAUUAGAUUUUCCCACCCUAUAGUGCCCUCUCCAGGUGAUUUGGAUUGUACUAGGGCACCCUAUUGGCAAAGGCUGGAUUAGUUGGGGGUUUCUUACUGCCUCCGUACCUGCAGUACUGCAGGGUAAAAGCUCACAAAAGCAUAGAAUAUUGGUGGUUGAGAGGCAUGCUUGCAACUCUGGCUAGCUGCGUCCGGUCGAGCAGUAGAGCAGCAAGAGGCAGGAGCAGUCUAUCUGAGCGGUUUGAAGUUUGGAGUCUUCAGCAGCUGGGGUGCCCAUCUAAGACACACAGCAAUUUCUGAGUUGUCCAGAUCAAAUGCAUAUUGGGGAACAAACACAGGGGACCAUUUUCUCAAAGAAGUAGGGUGGUAUGAUCUGUUUCAGUGGGGUGGAGGCCUCACGACAGCCCCCAAAGGAGCACAUGGUCACCCCAUUCCAAAACCUGAGUCAGAUAGCUCUUUGGAAGGCAAACUGCACUGCCCCCAACAGAGCAGGGUCCCAUCCACACUAUAGAUUUAAAACAGGCAUAGGCAAACUCGGCCCUCCAGAUGUUUUGGGACUACAACUCCCAUCAUCCCUUGCUAACAGGACCAGUGGUCAGGGAUGAUGGGAGUUGUAGUCCCAAAACAUCUGGAGGGCCGAGUUUGCCUAUGCCUGAUUUAAAACAUGUUAUUCCUUUUGUUUUUAAAGUAGUAAUGGCUUCCCCCAAAGAACCCUGGGAACUGUAGUUUUACCCCUCCCAGUGCUAUAAUUCCCGGCCCCUUUAACGAACUACAGAUCCUAGGGUUCUUUGGGAGAAGCUUUGACAGUUAAAGAAGUGGGACAAAUGUCCUUUAGAUGCAUGAGGCUGGUGUGACCUAAGGAAGCGGCCAUUUCUGACUGCUGGUCUUUCCUGAUCCAUAGGAUCCUGGCUGGCUCUCCCUUGUUUGUUCAAAGCUUGCCUGGAGAAAAGCAUGUCUGAUAUUGCCUCCUCUGCCUUCCCCUGUACCGUGAUCCUCUUGUGGCGAGGGUUGACCCAUCCUCUGAGGCCUUCCGCCCGGUCACAACCCUGGUGAGCUGACAAAACAGCCAUGACUCGCCCGGUUGGCAUUUGUAGCCCAGUUGCCAGGCUCCGUGUUAGAGAAGCAUCUGAGAAAAUAAUAACAAACCCCACAUGCAAAGAUGGGUAAACACUGAAAGAAGCACAAACAAACCACGGCUAUCUCUCUUUUCCUGCGAUGAACGAAGAUCUCAAAGCUGUUCUGUCUGAUCAAUGGGUUUUCCUUUUUCCUUUUUGGGCAGGGGCCCUAUGAACACAUUCGAAACCAUCCUUUCUCUCAAAGAAUUCUGGGCGCUGUAGUUCACUGCCCAUUUCUGGGAAUAGUAAACUACAAUGCCCAGAAUUCUUUGCGGGAAAGAACAUGUUUUGGAUGUGCUUUAAAGGGAGAGAGCGACACAAAUGCAGCCCUGUGACUGAUUCGCAUGAUAUGUGUCUAUAUUUAAAAGUAUUUCUUUUAGGUUCUGGUGAAGUGGGCCUUGGAUUUGAAAUGGGGGACAUUCUUCACUUCUCUCCAGCAGAUGGAAAAGGGGGCGAGAGAUUGUAGCUCUGCGGCAGAAUGUGCCAGGUUCAAUCCCUGCAGUCUCUCCUUAGAAAGAGACUGGGCUACAGCAGAUGGGAAUGAUCCUGCCUCCCAAUUUCCCAAAGAGCCACUGCCAGUCAGUGUAGACAAAACUAGCCUAAGUUGACAUAAGCAGCUCCCUGAAUCUGUUUGGACUUCCUGAUUUGCCAGGAUUCAGCCUUUGGUAGAGAAGGUGGACUCUUUUUCUUUGCUCUUUCGUGGAUGAGUUUCCAGGGGCCGUUUGCCAGCGGUGUCUGGGGCCAGAGGUAGAAAAGUGGGUGUGGCCAGAUGCAAAAGUGGGCAGGGCAAUGGAUGUGACUCCUCCCUUUGCACAGAAGGGUGCAAUUCAGCUGUGCUUCUACCCACUCACACAAGUCUAUCUUCCAUACAGGCAAACGAGGCAUUUUCUCAGUUCAAGGACCCCCUCCUAGCCAGGCAAAGGGAUAGAGGAGGGUGCAGAGCAGGGUCUUUGAGGGGGCGUGUCCUGGAGAGAGGGGGAGUGGCCUUGGGAGACCCUGGGGCCAAAGAGAGAAACCUAGGGGCCACCAGCUUCCCCACUCUUGUUUCAGAGCAUCUAAGACUGCGAGCCGCUCAGCUUGGUUUCUCUGUUGGAAGCCGUACGCUGGGAUUCGUAACUUGACAACCCGAGUGCUCUUGUUUCGUGCCAGUGCAGGACAUUGGAUCCUGCCCGUGAUCUUAAGCCUGUGGCCCUUGCAACUUAAGAGAGAUGAGCUGUGUUAAGUUGUGGGUGAACAUAUCAGACGACACAGAGAUUCUUCAAACUGCUCUUCUUUAUUCACAGGCCUGAACAGAACUGAACUGAAGGGUUCAGCCAGCCUGCUUAUAGAGAGCUCCACUACAACGCAACUGUAACCAUUUUCUGUAACUAUCCAAUCACUGAACAUCACUUUCAAUCCCUUAUUUGCAUAUGUGGACCUGAGUGAAAACUAUCUACAGUAUCCCCCUGCUGGCCCAGGGUGAGAACUUCAGUACAUAACAAGCUGGACGAAAGGGCAGCAUCGUGCUUGACCAAGGGACGUUCUGAUCCCACAAGGCUUUACUGCAAAGCAGGUUGUGUGCGUGACUUGGAGCGAUUGCAGGACACAGAGAUGUGGGACUUCCUGUGUAGGGCUGAUGGGAGUUGGAGUUCCAGUAUCAUUUGCAGAGACGCAGGUUCCUCGUCCCAGCUAGGUAGUGUGGCCUGCUUGUAUAAAUCUGCUUCUUGAGGAAUGUGUCUGUCUUGUGUGUAUGUCUGUCUGCACACACACACACACACACACACACACACACGUGCACACACAAUGCAAAAUCAGCCCCUGUUUACAAAUGCAAUUUGCAGAGCUUGCAAGGUACUGUCUGGUGACCUAAGUGAUAAGCUGUUCUCUCAAUUAAUGGUUCUUUUUCUGCUGGUUUGGAACUGUGAGAAAUGGUUGGCUGAGUGGUUUGUUAAAUUAUAGGUGUUGCAGGUUGCUUUUUGAAAUCCCGAUAAUUGUAUCCUGUGUUUUAAUUUUAAACUGUGUCGUAAUUGUGCGCAGCGUUGCCUUUGUCCUGAACAGCAGCCUGAAGAUGCCCAAAGCAAAAAUAAAUUUGGAGGGAAGGAGGGGGUGAAAGUGUCGUAGCAAUUAUGGGAGCCAGAGGAGCAGCUGAACACGGCUUCCAGAUCUUUGUUUUUAGUCUGAGGAGGAUCUUGCUGCCUCGUGACUCCCGAAAGCAAAAGAAUUGGUAGCCUGUGUAGUGUCAGGAGACCUGGGUUCAAAUCCUUACUCUGCCAUUGGGGUUGUCACCCUUUUUCUCUCUCUCUAAUCUAAUUCGCAGGCUUGUGGCGCUUUUAAAAAUAUUAUUACCAAUGUUCAUUCAAUUUAUAUACCGCCCUUCCUCCCAAAGGAGCCUAGCACAGCAAACACAUAAUUAAAACAACAUCAUUGAAAACAUUCCGAAAGCAAUCUAACAUUCUAAUUGCGUUAUUUCAGCCAAUGAUUUCAAGGUACGGAGGGAACAGGUGACAAGCACUUUGUGGCAUGCUGAGCUCCUUGGGGGCAGAGGAGGAUAAAAAUCAAUGCAGUCUUUUAUGCUCCUUUCCCUUAAUCCUGAUUUCCUUGAUGGCACGUUUUGUGUUGCCUUUGUGUUCAAUUCUUCACUUUGUUAUGCCAAAUGCGGCCCCACAGAGCUCUCUUUUCCGGCCCCAGGAACUCUAGCCAGGCCCCGCCCCUUCAGCAUGUGUGUUUUUGUCGUUGGGCUUUUUUGCCCGGCUGGGACGUGCCCUUAUUUAUUUAUUUCAUAGGAUUUAUACACCGAUUAAUUAUAAAAACCAAACGAAACUUCCAUGCCAUUUACAAGGAGCUAAAGCAGGGAAAUCAAGGAAAAUGCACACCCCUGCUUUAAUACAUACAAAAGUUAAAAUACUAAAAGAGAUUAAAAUUACCUCAACUUCUGAAUCAUCUGGGCAUCACAGAAUUGCAGAGAUGGGACCCUGAGGGUCAUCCAGUCCAACCCCCUGCAAUGCAGGAAUCUUUUGCCCAACGUGGGGCUCAAACCCACGACCUUCAGAUUAAGAGCCUCAGGCUUGUCUGGGGGGGGGGGAAUGUUUUUAACAGGCUCCGAAGAACGUACAGUGGAGGUGCCUGCCUUAUGUCAAUGGGCAGGGAGUUCCAAAGUGCAGACGCCCAAGUUCUUACAAAGGUGGAAUGGGUGUUAUGUGGCGCUUAUAGUAGUUCCAAUUCCACCAGUCGAAGUGGUUGAGUGGGCACCUGUGGGGUAAGGCGAUCUCGUAGGUAAACCAGUCCCAAGUUUGUUAAGCUCUGAUCUGCUUGAGCUCUGAACGUGGAACCCUAGAACUUUCAUUUUAUGGGGGACCUCAAUGGCCAUGUAGUCCAACCCCUUACAAUGCAGGAGUCACAAGCCUCUUGCUUGCCUGGAUAGAGGAUAGAGCAGGGCUCAGUAAACUUUUUCAUCAGGGGGCCAGUCCACUGUCCCUGUGGGGGGCCGGACUAUAUUUUGGAGGAAAAAAAUGAACGAAUUCCUGUGCCCCACAAAUAACCCAGAGAUGCGUUUUAAAGAAAAGGACACAUUCUACUCAUGUAAAAACACGCUGAUUCCCGCUCCGUCCGUGGGCCGGAUUUAGAAGGCGAUUGGGCCAGAUCCGGCCCCUGGGCCUUAGUUUGCCUACCCAUGGGAUAGAGUGUAAAGUGGUAUCUUGGGUUACAUAUGCUUCAGGUUACAGACUCCGCUAACCCAGAAAUAGUACCUCGGGUUAAGAACUUUGCUUCAGGAUGAGAACAGAAAUCGUGCUCUGGAGGUGUGGCAGCAGCGGAAGGCCCCAUUAGCUAAAGUGGUGCUUCAGGUUAAGAACAGUUUCAGGUUAAGGAAUUAAGUACAUAACCAGAGCACUGUAUCUCUCUGUGUGUAUAGAAGCUAGCCCAGGCAUAGGUAAACUUGGCUCUCCAGAUGUUUUGGGACUACAACUCCUAUCAUCCCUAGCUAACAGGACCAGUGGUCAGGGAUGGUGGGAAUUGUAGUCCCAAAACAUCUGGAAGACCAAGUUUGCCUAUGCCUGAGCUAGCCUAUUGUACAAAGGGAAAGCUAGCAUUCAUUGCUCUGGUCCCACCCACCACUCGCACGUGGCCCCCAGAAGGCCAUGCGGCCCUCUGGCUGAAAAGGAUUCCCUGCCCACUUCUCCGUGAGCCAAGUCGGUGUGAUUCUGCGGUUCUACCUGGGUGGAGAACGUGAAACACGAGCUUUGGUCAACCUCUUUGUUCUGGCUUCCUUUUUCCAGGUGGAAGAAAAUGUAAGCCCCUCUUUGUUUUGCAAGCUGGCAGGUGUCCAGCAUGGCCUCCCCGUUGCUCCGGGAUCAUUCCUUUGCUCAGCUCCCUUCUGCAACUUAGCCAGGGCCAUGUUGGAUUUCUCUUUUCUGCCGCCUCCUGCUUUUGCGCCGUGGGGAGAGGCCUCCUUGUCAGGGCACCCUGGCUUCAUUUUCUGUGUGGUCUGCUAUGGGGGCCGAGCAAGGAGAGGAAGCUGGAAACUCAACUGCUUGAUAGCCUUUUCCAUAUAUAUAUAUGCAGAUUCUUUCUCUCCCUGCCUUCCUCUCUCCUCUGAAUGUUCGCUCGCAUUGACCUCUGAGCCCGAGAGACGCGAAGCUGGAAUUGGCUGAAAAGAUUCAUUUGUCUGUCGGGUCCAAGGAAGGGAGAAAAAUAAUAAUGCAGCCCUUGGCUGAAAACGUUCUCUGGGGAGAUGAGGAAGGAGUGGCUGCUUUGCGCCGAGCUCUCGGCCAAUUUUUAUAUAUUUUAAAAAUAUUAAUCUGUUCCUCCUUUCUGGCCGCCCUCGAGCGUCUCCUCCCAGGAGCCCGGAUAAAAGUUGGAGAGGGCCUUCCCACCUGCGUUGCGUGGGCUGGCUUGGCUCUCUUUAACCUGCUCGAACCCAGCUCUUGGCUGCUAAAGGGAGCCCACCAAAGCAGCCUUGGUUGGGGGGCUGAGAUGGGGCCUGAGGGACAAAGAAAGUUGCCUUGGUGCUGAGGCCAUCUCCGUGCCGUAUACAUUUGAAAUACCACGACUUUGAAAAGGCAUGGCUUCCCCCAAAGGAUUCUGGGAAAUGUGGUUUGUUAAGAGUGCUGAGAGUUGACCUUUAUUCCCCCUUACACAGAAGACCGUUCCCAGAAUUCCCUGGGAAGAGGGGCUGACUGUUAAAACCACUCUGAGUUUCCCAGGGAAUUCUGGGAAUGGUCGCUCCGUGAGGGGAAUAGGGGUCUCCUGAACAAGCCCAUAGCCCUCAACAAAUGGCCGUACCCAAUUUUUUCUGAGGGGAGCCAUAAGGGCCUAAAGUGGUAUGAUGAUGCUUUUAAGUAUAUCGUGCAGAUGGGGCCAUAGACAGAGUAAUAAUAAUAAUAAUAAUAAUAAUACUAAUAAUAAUAAAAAUUUUAUUUGCAUCCCGCCCAUCCAACUGGGUUGCAGCUACUCUGGGCAGCUAUGCAAACAUUGGCCUGGCCUAGGCCACAUUUAAAUGGAGGAUAGAAAAGAGUCUGUGAGUGUGUCUUAAAACUAGCCUACUCUACAAUGGUCCCAUUUGCAUGUGUUUCCCCACCCACUUUUGUCUCUGGCUCCACCCACCACUGGUCUGCGGCCCCUGGAAGGUUGCCUUUGAACAAGAGGUGGCCCUUGAACUGAUGAAUCCCCUCCUGUGAUUGGGCUCUUGUGCAUGUCUUUGGAGCAUGCGCAGAGUGAUGGGAUCUGUAUGGGCCCAGCCACCGCCUUUCUUGAGAUGAACAAGAGGAUUCUGCAGGUUACCUUUGCGAUAUGCAGUGUUUCUAUGGCAGGGGAACUCUGUGUGUGUGUGUGUGUGUGUGUGUGUGUGUAAAACACAUACGUAUAUAAACUUUUAAUUCUUGCUUCUCGUUCUGCGUUCUAAUUGUGGAAUAGCAAGAGUUGGAAGGAACCCAAGGGCCAUGUAGUCUGAACCUCCUGCAGUGCAAUUUAUAUACAAAAUAUAAAACUCCUGAAGCAAUACAUGAAUUAAUUUGGAGGAGAAACUUGUUUCAGAGAGUCAUAGUUUAUAGCCAUCGGGGCGGGGGUGGGUUAAACAAAAUACUGGAUUCAAAUGUAUAAUACAUUAUAAUUCUCAGUAUUGAGAAUUCACUGUGGUUCCCUGACUCUCCGUAACAAGUUUUCCCGCCAAAUUAAUUGGUGUAUCGCUUCAGAAGUUUUAUAUUUCAUAUAUGAAUUGCGUUGCAGAGGUUUGCACUAGAAAUCAGUGUUUCCCGACCUUUGGCCUCCAGCUCUUUUUGGACUACAACUCCCAUCAUGCUUAGCAAGGCCAGAGGUCAGGGAUAAUGGGAAUUGUAGUCCGAAAACAGCUGGAGACCAGAGGUUGGGAAACACGGGGUUAGACGACGGUUGGGUUCCUUCCAGCUCUACUAUUCUGUAAUGCCAUAAAUUGUAAUGUCCUUUGGCUGCCUGCAAUAAAGUUGAUUGGGUCGACAGUGAGAAUUUCAAUAAACAAGCAUAUGCAGCGCUUUUCGUUUAAUCUGUAGGCAUGCGUUCUUGCUCUGGAGCCCCGCCAGCUUCUCAUUCAGCUCUCCAUUCUGGAAGAGAUUCCUAUGGAGCCCUUUGCCACCCCACCCCCCGACCGUGGUGUAACUAAAACAUAUUUUUCUUCUCUCCCCUUCCAGACUGUGGAGCAUGGAUUCCCCAACCAGCCCAGCUCCUUGGCCUUCGACCCCAAGCUACGAAUCAUGGCCAUCGGCACCAAAUCGGGAGCGGUGAAAAUGUAUCCUUUUUGCUUUGGCUGGGCAUCCCUUCCAUGACACCAGAGGAAGGGGAAGGUAAGGGUUAACUUGCAUCUACAAAGCUUCCCACUGGGCACCCUGUUGGGAAUGGCUGUCUGAUCUGGAAAUGUGGCCCUCCCAGGCCUACCUGCUCCCCUUUCUGGCCCACAGAAUUCUUCCGAAAGCCGCACACCCUCCCACCGCCUUGCAUCCUUCAGUUGUCCUCCUUUGCACCCCAAGUUUGCAGCCGGAUUGUGUCCUUGAAGCAUGAUAACGCCUCUUGCUUGUCUGGGUGGAGGACAGAGAUGGGGUGUGUUGCGUGUGUGCUCAGGAUCUGACCUACUACCCUCUUUCCCUCCCCAUUCCUUCCUUACUCUUUCCCGACCCAGUUUUCCCUUCUGUUGUUAUUUCAUUAUUUGCAUCGAUAUUUGCAUCCUGUUUUGAAACUAAAGUGCCUCCUCAAGAUACAUAAACCUAAUUUGGUUUGGUUACAUUUUUUUUGGGGGGGGGGGAAUUUUCUGUUUCUGUGUUUUCGAAAACAAUGCCAAAACAACGGAACUGACCUGCUGCACAAAGGUAAAAUGUGCAUCGGUUGCUCUGCCUGCUUUAAAAAAAUUAAUCUGUUCCUCCCCACCCUCAAUCGCAUGCUCCCAGAAGCCCGGAUAAAAGUUGGAGAGGGCCUUCCCACCUGCAUUGUGUGGGCUGGCUUGGCUCUCUUUAAACUGCUCAAACCCUGGUCUUGGCCGCUAAAGGGAGCCCCCUAAGUGGCCGGGGGGGAGACUGAAAUGGGGCCUGAGGGACAAAGGAAGCUGCUGCAUGUUUAAAACACCACAACUUUUAGAAGGCAUGGCUUCCCCCAAAGGAUUCUGGGAAAUGCGGUUUUUUAAGGGUGCUGAGAGUUGACGCUUAUUCCCCUCAUGGAAAGACUAUUCCCAGAAUUCCCUGGGAAGAGGGGCUGACUGUUAAACCACUCUGAGAUUUCCAGGGAAUUCUGGGAACGGUCGCUCCGUGAGGGGAAUAGGGGUCUCCUAAACAACCCCAGCAGGGACGCGGGUGGCGCUGUGGGUAAAACCUCAGCGCCUAGGACUUGCCGAUCGCAUGGUCGGCGGUUCGAAUCCCCAUGGCGGGGUGCGCUCCCGUUGCUCGGUCCCAGCGCCUGCCAACCUAGCAGUUCGAAAGCACCCCCGGGUGCAAGUAGAUAAAUAGGGACCGCUUACUAGCGGGAAGGUAAACGGCGUUUCCGUGUGCUGCGCUGGCUUGCCAGAGCAGCUUCGUCACGCUGGCCACGUGACCCGGAAGUGUCUGCGGACAGCGCUGGCUCCCGGCCUAUAGAGUGAGAUGAGCGCACAACCCUAGAGUCUGUCAAGACUGGCCUGUACGGGCAGGGGUACCUUUACCUAUACAACCCCAACACCCUCAACAAAUGGCAGUUCCCAAUAUUUUCUGAGAGGAGCCAUAAGAGCCUAAUGUGGUAUGAUUAUACUUGUAAGUACUGUAUUUUUUGCUCUAUAAGACUCACUUUUUCCCUCCUAAAAAGUAAGGGGAAAUGUGUGCGCGUCUUAUGGAGCGAAUGCUGGCUGCGCAGCUAUCCCAGAAGCCAGAACAGCAAGAGGGAUUGCUGCUUUCACUGCGCAGCGAUCCCUCUUGCUGUUCUGGCUUCUGAGAUUCAGAAUAUUUUUUUUCUUGUUUUCGUCCUCCAAAAACUAGGUGCGUCUUGUGGUCUGGUGCGUCUUAUAGAGCGAAAAAUACGGUACAUCGUGCAGAUGGGGCCAUAGACAGAGCCAUAAUAAUAAUAAUAAUAAUAAUAAUUUUAUUUGCACUCUGCCCAUCUGACUGGGUUGCAGCCACUCUGGGCAGCUAUGCAAACACUGGCCUGGCCUUGGCUUUUGCUUCUGGCACCACCCAUUUCUGGCAUGUGGCCCCUGGAGCUUUUCCCGGAAGGGAAUGUGGGCUCUACAUUAAAAAAAAAAGGCUCCCCAUUCCUGGCCUUCCUAUCACCUGCCCUUUACCCUGAGGUCCCAGGUUGCAGCAAUUAAAAAAAAAUAGGUUAAAAAUAGAAUCAUAGAAUCAUAGACUCAUAGAGCUGGAAGAGACCACAAGGGCCAUCGAGUCCAACCCCCUGCCAAGCAGGAAACACCAUCAGAGCACUCCUGACAUAUGGUUGUCAAGCCUCUGCUUAAAGACCUCCAAAGAAGGAGACUCCACCACACUCUUUGGCAGCAAAUUCCACUGUCGAACAGCUCUUACUGUCAGGAAGUUCUUCCUAAUAGUGUUUAAAACAACUUGCAAUCACAGGAAUAAGGCAAAAUUUAAAAUUCGGCUUUGUAAUUCGGAAUUUAUGUGAUAUGAUUUAAUUUGAUGUGAUUGGCCAGUUAAUAAAAAUUAUUAAAAAAAAAAAAAAAGGCAGGUCCUAAAAUAUCCCCCUCAGGUGUCCAAAGCCAGAGUGAAAAGGUGUGUUUUCAGCAUUUUCCAGAAGCUGUAUACUGAAGGUGUCAGGUGCAGCUUUGUGGGGAGGGAGAUUCACAACUUAGGGGCUGCCACAGAAAAUGCCCUCUCUGCCUGGACCACCCACCCCUUGGCUUCUGAGGGCUGAGGAACUAGCUCUGCUGAUCUCGGUGCCCGAGUGGGUCUUUAGUGAGAAGGCGUUUUUUUCAGGUAUCUGGGGCCUGCAUUGUUUAGGGCAGGGGUGCCCAAACUUUUUUCAAAGAGGGCCUUCUUUUAGGAUUUUACUCCAGGAGAUAGACUGCCACAGGGGCUGUAUUAAACCGACCAGCGGGCCGAAUUAGGCUCCCGACUUUGGACAUGCCUAGUUUAGGGCUAUAAAGCCAGCUAACCGAGUAACUAAUCCCUGAGAUGCAAAAAUGCCGCUUUGAGCAGAGUUCAGAUGUUGUGUGUGGCCAGGGCUCAGGGUUGCAAAGAUUUGGCACAUUGGUUUAGAGCUGCAGAUGCAGAGUGAUUUAAGCCAGAUAUUGGAACUUUACAGCUCUCUAGACAUUUGUAUAUUUAGAGCAAGUGAGAAGUCCGGGGCCCGUUACCGUUCUUGCUAGUGAUCUUUUUUUUUGGAGGGGGAGGGCAGCUCAACAGGAGGUGGGUAGGGCAGUUCCAUACUGCAGGCACCCCUCUGAAAAAUGUUCCUGGACUCCCAACUCCCAUCAGCCCCAGCCAGCAAGGCCAGUCCUCGGUGAUGAUGGAAGUUGUAGUUACACUGCAGAUUCCUCUACCCUGAUCAAAACCUUUGUUUCUUAAAAACUGCGGACCCAAGUGCGAUAGCUUCUAGGUUCCCAUGAAAGCCCCUCGUGGUUUUAUCGGAAAAGAAGCAUGGGCUCUUACCUAACAGGUUUCAAGUGCAAUAUUCAUAAUCCUCCUUACGACCCUGCACGGUAGGCAGGUAAACAGAGGAGAGGUUUGGACUGGGUUCACAGCUUGCUCUUUGGCAUCAACUUUUAGAAGGACAACAGCAGGCCAUUUGCAACGACUCAGGGUUGCUCAUCUGCGGAGUUCUUGGCAGUUGUGCUUUGGAUCGAGUGAGGCCCCGAGAUCUGCCAGGGACUUCCUAAACCUCAACGUGCAAGGCUUGGUUUCCUUGCUGCAGGUGCUGGUGGCCUUGACACAGGCUGAUGGCAAAGCUUUUGUACCAAGGGAGGCCCAGUGUUCAAUUCUCAGCGUCACUGGCAAAAAGAAUCAGAUUGGAAGUGAUGGGAGAGACUUUUUCUGCCUGAGGCAAUGGAGACCGUUUGCAGCGCAGAGUAGACUUCACUGGGCCAGGCGAACAAAGAGUGUGAAUCAGUGAUGGGUUCCUUUCUUUCACUUGAGAUGUGCAGAGCCCUGAUAAUGCUCAACUGUCAGAGAUGUUGCCUCUUCUGCAUCCCUCCUUCCAUCAAAUCUCACCCCCCCCCCCCAGAAAUGUGUGUGUGUGUGUGUGUGAGAGAGAGAGAGAGAGAGAGAGAGAGAUGUAUGUGGUAUUCAGGAACCUUCCUAUUCUCAGAAUAUAACAAAUCCAUAAGGCAGGGAGAUGUUUUGCAAUUCUGCUUAACUCUGUGUGGAAUUCAUUGCAAUGCUAAGGAGGUCGUUCCAUCAGCACAAGAGUUUCUGCUUGUUCAACAAGGCCAGCUCCCCUCUCCUCCUGACCCCAUGCCGUUCUGAGAGGUUCACCCCUCCAGAGCAGAUUUGCAGGGAGGGAAAACGCCAUGGCGUUAGUGGGAGUCCUUUGGCUGGCUUCUGUUAGCAGAAUGAGGUAGUUGAAUCUGGCCCUUUGUGUCAGGAAUUCCCCAGAGCACUGGCCUUCAGCUGGUGGGUCAGGACUCACUUGUGAGUUGUGGCCUGAUCCAAGGUUGGGUUCCACCAGGACCACUGCCACCAGGAAAAUACGUUGUAAGAAAUUAAGAAAAGUGCAUGUUUGGAUUAAAAGUGGUUCCUGUGUUUUUGGAAAGGGUUGACAAUACCUGCUCAUCACAAAGUGAGAAACAGAUCCUUUCAUUGUCUCCACCUUUACAUGUUUGGAACUCGGGGUGUGGGGCUGUGUAUUGAUUAUCAAGCCACUUACUUUUGGUGUUGUGUUUGUUCCUCCAUUGAAGCCAAUGGAAAACCCAUCUGCUCUUCUCCUGCCUGUAACUUCAGUGUUUUCAGUCCCAUAUAGCAUACAGUUUUCAGGCAUGUUCCUAUCCCUCCAACCCCGGACAUCAAACAUGCCGAUUUUCAAGUUUUCUGUGUGUUUUGUUUUUUUUUAAAGAGGCAAUUAAAAAAACAUAAAAGUUUGCUGCAUUCCUUUUCCUCCUUCGUCUUACCUGCUCGUAGAUGUGACGUUGCUCCGGCUAAUGAGGAGGAGUGCCACCUCUGAGGGGCGUGUGCCCCAGACAGGAUGAUGGAGUUGGUGCAACAGGUGUAAUCCUCGUGGCAUCUCCUCUCUGGCCUUCCUAAAUUGCAGGUGGAGGUUUAAAUUACGGGGUCAGGGCUUGGGAGACACCUGUUUGUGUCAACCACCUGUUUUUCUCAUUCCCGGGGCAGGCGGGGAGUAGCAUGGAAGUUUUCUUGCUUUGCUUUGCUGCUACUGCCUUCUGUGGGGGAGAGGAUGAAAGAGAAGCUUUUUUCCUUUUCAUCACCUUCCCUGGAGGUGCAGAGGCAGCCAACGCCCAUGGGACACCUUGGGUGUCAUCGCUGGGUGCAAGGGAAUUUAGAGGGAGGAAAGUCACGAGGGGACUGCAUUCUCCUAGUUUUUGAGUCUUCUCUGCCAACCAGAAAGUGUCCGAGCCUCAGUUAAGGUGCCAGUUUUGAUCCGUACAAAUGGAUUGGGAUUUGGUAAGGCUGGAGGAGAAUUCAUGUUUUAAGAAAACAGGCUUUACCCCGCACCUCGUGGACUAAUUCAUGGCAGGAAAGUAAUUGGUCCUCUUUCGUUGUGCGUACUUGGCCAAAUUUUGUGCUAGCUUUCUUGGCACGUGCCUGCAAAACGUGCUGUGAUGCGUUGAAAGAUGCCCGCCUUUAGGAUGAAGUAGACUUAGGAAUGUGAACAGAGCAGAAAGGAAAGCUAACAGGCAGUCAAGUUCCUGGUUCUGGUUUUGCCGCCCUCCAAGGAAACCUGAGCAGUUGCUCCUGCUAUUCUUAGGGAGUGCUCUUUUUUUCUAACGCUUGUGUUUUGAUUUUUAAGUUCCUGUUGUGAACUGAGGUGGAGAGCUGGGGAGCAGAGUUGGAAGGGCAAUUCUCGACCCCUCUAACCGGGUUGGUGUUGAACGCAGUUGAUGAUUUGGAUUUGGGGGUGUGUGUGUUUUGUUUGAAGUUGCAAACAAGGGCCGGGAAGCCUUAACUUGGUGCAAAGCAAGGAGCAACCCCCCCCCCCCCACUUUCCAAUAAGGGUCUUCCCCUGCCCUUUUGGAAGGAAUCUGAAUAGAUGCCGUUUUUUUCGGAGGACUGCAGGAAUCUUGGCUUCUAAAACGGGCUCUUUUAAAGCCUCGGCACUGGCAUCGCUGCUAAGAUGUGCCGUCUCCAUGGAGUUCAGAAGCUCAGGAAUAGAAUGCAGGGGAACAUUCUCCCUUCUCUCUGUCUUUCUCUCCCCCCCCCCCCCCAGAGCCUCUGUCUUAUUUGCUCUUGCACCCCACGUUCUCCUCUUCCCCUCUCCAGGAAGGGCUCAGAAUUGUCAAUAUGUUAAAAAAAGAAAUAAAACACAACGUGCAUAUUUAAAAUGCACGGUUUUGUCUUUUUAGCACAUUCCCCCCCCCCAAGUAAAAAGUUGAGGCGUGACAGUAAAAAUUAAAUAUCGGCGUGGAAGCUAGUAAUGCAGUCUGGUUAUAGCAACCAGACUAGCUGACCCAUUGCUCCACAUCACCUCUAAGAUGAUUCCUGUAUUUCCGGGGCUGGACUAGAUGACUCUUGGGGGGCUCCUUCCAACUCUUAUCAUUCAAUGAACUGUAGGUGUGUGUGUGUGUGUGUGUGUGUUUUUGUCCGUGUGUGUGUGUGUGUAUUUUAAUGACUUCUAUUGUUUUUUUUUUUAAACUGCUGCAGUUCAGAUGUACAGACCUCGUUGGGAAGUGGGGGACGCAGACGUUCUCUCCAGGCAGAAAUGUGGUGCUUUCUGAACAGCAGAAUUUGGGGCGUCCAAUUUUUUUUGCGGUUCUUUGUAGUUACAGCCCCCUGCCGCUUGGCUUUCUCUCUCCUCUCCUCUCCUCCCCCCCCCCCGCCCUUUCUGGGUCUGUAGUUGUGCUGGAAGGGCUCAGCCGUGCUGGCUUCAGUUCAGUACAUGUGUGAGUUGGGAAGACAAUGGGGGAAAUGGGCUUAAGAACAGAGGAUAAAAGUUCUCAAGUAAGUUGGGCUGGGGGGCGAGUAGGGGGAAGUUCUCUACAUCCCAGCCAGGCCAGGGGAGGAAGCAGCUGAAGGGGUAAAAAUAAAAGCCGACACCGGUGCCUAAAGGGAGUCUUCCUCUCCUCCGGAGAGGUCUUGGUAGGGAAUUGCUCUUCCCAGGGAUGGCUGCCAAGGAGAGCUGGUGGGAAGGUCGAAUGCUGCAAAGCACCCCCACAACCCAUAAAAAAUAAAAAUCCUGGUUGUGGUUGGCUGCUGAUGCUGGCUUGGCAAAGACUGAAUACGCACACAAUCUCUCUCUCUCUCUCUCCUCUCUCUCUCUCUCUUAUUCUGCUAAAGAGAUGAACAUUUGCGGCCAAAUUUCUGAACAGGCAGGAAACUUUCCCUGGUUUCCUUAUUGUGUGUUACCCAUUGCUGAAUACCAUAUUAGAUUGAUUUCUCCGCAGGUAAGGUGGUAAGGGACGCAGGUAAGGGAUGCGGGUGGCGCUGUGGGUUAAACCACAGAGCCUAGGACUUGCCGAUCAGAAGGUCGGUGGUUCGAAUCCCCGCGACAGGGUGAGCUCCCGUUGCUCGGUCCCUCCUCCUGCCAACCUAGCAGUUUGAAAGCAGGUCAAAGUGCAAGUAGAUAAAUAGGUACAGCUCCGGCGGGAAGGUAAACAGCAUUUCUGUGCACUGCUCUGGUUUCGCCAGAAGCGGAUUAGUCAUGCUGGCCAUAACUAGAUCUAAUGGUGGUCCCUUUACCUUUAAGGUGGUCUCUGACCCCAUUCGCGCCGAACAUUCAAAGCACUGCGAUACCACAGUUAUGCUGAGAGGGUGCUGCGAGUUGUUCGGAGACCUCCCCUUGCCCCUCACAGAGCUGCAGUUCCUGGAGUGGUCUAACAAACUUUUUUUUGGUGUGUUUUUUUCCCAUUGCUGAAUUUUCAAUUGGCUGCUCUGUAGGGUUGGGCUCUCUCUGACCACAUUCACACCAUGCCUUCGAUUUACUGUGAUGCCACUUCAAAAACACUCACAGCUUCUCCCAAAUAAUCUUGGGAGAUGUAGUUUGUUAAUUUCUGCUGAGAGGUAAAGGGACCCCUGACCAUUAGGUCCAGUUGCGGACGACUCUGGGGUUGCGGCACUCAUCUCGCUUUAUUGGCCGAGGGAGCCAGCGUACAGCUUCCGGGUCAUGUGGCCAGCAUGACUAAGCCGCUUCUGGCAAACCAGAGCAGUGCACGGAAAUGCCGUUUACCUUCCCUCCGGAGCGGUACCUAUUUAUCUACUUGCACUUUGACGUGCUUUCGAACUGCUAGGUUGGCAGGAGCAGGGACCAAACAACGGGAGCUCACUCCGUCGCAGGGAAUCGAACCACCGACCUUCCAAUCAGCAAGCCCUAGGCUCUGUGGUUUAGACCACAGCGCCACCCGCAUCCCAAGCUGAGAGUUAGGAGGCUCCAAUACCACUCCCAGAGCUACAAUUCCCAGAAUUCCCUGUGAUUAUUAAUCCGCUCUGGGAAUUGUAGCGCCGUGAGGGGAAAAUGGUGGGGGGGGGUUGGCUCACAGCACCCUUAACAGGCUACAACUCCCAGAAUUCUCUGGGGAAAGCCAUGGCUGUUUAAAGUGGUAUCAUAGUGGUCUGAAUGUGGCCUCCCUCCUUGGUCUGUCAACAUAGAAUUGUAGAGUUUGAAGGGAGGACAUGGGAGUCAUCUAGCCCAACCCCCUGACAUGGGGCUCGAACCCACGACCCUGAGAUUAAGAGUCUCAUGCUCUCUGUUCCGCUUGGGUCAGUUACAAGGCAGAAUGUCGGUCAGCCGACUUGUAUCCCUCACCCAGGCCUAAUGCAAGUUCCCCACUUCUCGCCCCUUGAUCAUAUCCAGAUAUGCACGGUUCCAGGCUUGGUUGCCAAGCACCUAGUUCUGUACCCUAGCCUAAUGGAUUAUUGACUAUAAGCACAUAUUGCUUUAAUUGGGCUUUGCUUAAUUGCAUCUCGCAGAUAUUGCUCCCUACGAGGAUGCGGGUGCAGGCAGCCCAGCGCUUUCAGGGGAUGAACCCGCCACCGUCACCCCUCUUCUGACCUCAAGAGUUGAGCUGGAUAAGCGGGGGUUUUCUAUCCUGCCCUUUGGGGGGGGUGCUGGGUUAACGGGCUACAGCACGGUAUAACUUUUAGAUGCCCCAGGAAACCAAGAAAUGUGUGUGACCGACUUUAUUGAGGUUGCCUGGACCCAGGCUUGCAAUCUCUCCGAGGCAUGCUUGUAGUCCUUUAUAAAAGUCUUUUUUAAUGGCUGAUUUGCGUUGGGUCAGAUUGUUAUAUUGUGAUCUGUGUUGCGUGUCUUGUUGCGUCUUCAACUUGUCAGUGUACCUUGUGCAUGGCAAUACAGGAAGGCGAACGAAAAGGGGAAUUAAAAAUUAAAUGAACAUUAAGAAAGGGAAUUGAGAAAAUUCCAGACGUCCUUGUGGGGGAACAGAAUGGGGAUAAUCUGAUUUUCCAUUCAUUUUUCCUUUGGAUGCGUGGCAGGUGAGCUCCUGGAAGAGGGCCUCUCAGGAAGAACAACAGCCCUAGCACUUUCCCCCUUCAUGAGGACUAGAAGCUUGGUCUUUGUCGAUAUGUAAGAUUUAAGACAGCUGAGAUUCUUGGGAUUCUCUGGAGGUUAACUCCAUUAACAUUCUCAAAACGUUUGCAGGCCUCUUGGAUCAGACACACAGGCGUUCAGUAGAAUGUGAAAUUCAGGCCUGGAGGACUCUGCGAGCCUAGUGAUUUAUCAAAAUUAGCUUUUAAUCUCUGGAAGCAUCAACUUCUAUUCUUUCACAAUAAAACCAAACUCAGACCCUACAGUUUACUGCAGUGACGGGUAAAAUAAAAAUGCCCCCUGUCACCUCCUGUAAAAUAAAAAUAAAAAAAUCCUCUGCCUUCAGGGCUUGUUUUUUUUUUUUUUAAGUUCACCCCCAAAAAUAAAAUUAAGCGGGCCACUUUUCCUGGUAUCGGGUCAAUGAAGCGUCUCUUCUUAUGAAUGGGGAGCCUGUCUUGCGUCUGUUACUGGUGGCUGCAGUGCAGGAAUCUGCCCAGUUGGUCAGCGCUGCCCGCCUCCCCUCCUUCGACCCAGCCCCCCUCCUUGCUAGCCGCACAUAGCCAGAGGUCUAGGGAGCCGGAAGUGGGGGGGUGAUGGCUAAAAUGUCUUUGGUUGGCGUGGAUGCCUGUUGGCUGGAUUUUGGAAGCCGCUGUUGCUGGGAGGCCCUGGCUUGGCAAGAAUUUGAGGGGGCGUCUUGACGUGUGGGGCAGGGUGCAGGGGCAGAGGGGCUUGCGCUGGAGGCAAAACAGCAAAAGGAAGAAGGGUGACGCAUAUUCAUUUUCCCUCCGGAGAGCUGAGCUCAGUCCAAGGGCCGGAUUCCCUCCUGGGCAAGCUUUCGGAGGGCCACAUGGUCAAAAGGGGUGGAGCAAGCGCACUUCAAUUUUUUUGCUUUCGUACAAAGCGUAGUUUCUGCGCCCCACUCUGCCGUCCAUUCGGGCAAGCAGAUCUGAACUCCUCAUGCUCAAAAGCAUAUUUUCGGACCAGUAUACCUGAAGGAGCGUCUCCACCUCCAUCAUUCUGCCCAGACACUGAGGUCCAGCUCCGAGGGCCUUCUGGCAGUUCCCUCGCUACGAGAAGCCAAGUUACAGGGAACAAGGCAAAGGGCCUUCGCAGUGGUGGCGCCCGCCCUGUGGAACGCCCUCCCAACAGAUGUCAAAGAGAAAAAUAACUACCAAACUUUUAGAAGACAUCUGAAGGCAGCCCUGUUUAGAGAAGCUUUUAAACUUUAAUAGGUUAUUGUAUUUUAGUGUUCUGUUGGAAGCCGCCCAGAGUGGCUGGGGAAACGCAACCAGAUGGGCGGGGUAUAAAUUAUUAUUAUUAUUAUUAUUAUUAUUAUUAUUAUUAUUAUUAAGAACACUUGCUGAAGAAAUCUGCAAAAAUUAAGUUUCGCCCCUAAAAUGACACGCCCUAGGGGUGCAAUGCACUCGCACGGCCUGUUUUGUGGGAGCUCCUGCCUGUAGAUUUCUCUGUGUCUCAGUUCAUGGUAUUGUCACUUUGAGUUGCUCGCUGCUGUUCCUUAGUUCACAAACUUGUCAUUUUGGGGUCACCGUGAGGACCUCAUCUGCCUCCAGCGCUGUCUGCCUGGGUCUGCUGCGAGACGAUGGGCUGCACGCAUGGUUGAAGCCCAGAAGCCAUGGCGGUUCCAGGGUGCACCUGCAUGAUGCAAUCAAAGCAGCGCCACACCACAUGGCUUUCCCCCAAAGAACUCCGGGAGCUGUAGUUUGCUAAGGGAGAGACUUCUAGUCCCCUCGCAGGGCUACAGUUCCCAGAGUUCCCUGGGAAAGAGGGACACAAUUGUUAAACCGCUCUGGGAAUUGUAGCUCUGCGAGGGGUGCAGAGUCUUCUAAUGACUCUCAGCACCCUGGACAAAAGUAUAGUUUCCGGGAUUCUUUGGGGGAAUCCACGGCUGCUUUAAGGGGUUAUGACACUGCUGUGAAUGUAUGGUCACAUGGACCUUGGACAGUGUUAGAAAUUAGUCAGGCGCCAGGUACAUUUUGCCCCUGGCUUCCGACCACUUGCGACCAAGUGGGAAUGCCUGGGCGCCAGAAUGGUGCCUGACAUCUCCACCAUCUGGAGCUCCUUGGAUCUAGACUGUUUUCACACACUAAUACCCCAUCCUGUAGGAUUCUAUCUGUUGCGCUGUAUUUUUAUCGGCAAAAUUGGGAUGAAUUUCAGGAACCAACGUGUGUAGCCUGAGCAGCAACAGUAGCUGUUAAGAAAAAGAGUUAGGAAUAGGCCAAUAUAUAUGUGGGUCAAGUGACUCUUCUUCCUUUAAGUUCAAAAUUCUUGACCUAGCUCAAGGUUGUCAUCUGAACUAGCCAGAUGCUUAACUGAGAAACAAUCACUGUCAGUCCAUCAUUUGAAAAAUAAAACUUUAGAGCUGUCUUGCCCCAAAAUGGCAACUAGAUGUUUCAUUUUGGCGACUGCAACCUUUAAGCUUAAGGAGCCAUUUGGUGCCUAGGUUAUAUAUCUUGAGUUUCUAACCACUGACCUCGGAUGGUGACAGAUUUCCAAAGUCUCCAACUGAGAACAUUUUUUCUUCUUCAGCCUUGUUCCCAUUUAGCUCAGGGAUGGAGAAUUCUGUGGCCCUUGAGAAGGUUGUUGUACUACACCUGCCAUCGUCCCUUCCCAUUGGCUAGGCUGGGCUGGGGCUGCUGGGAGUUGGAGUCCAACAACGUUUUCGAGGGCCACAGGGUGCCCCCACCCCUGCUUUAAGCUGGAAAGCCAAGGAUUCCCAGUUUGGUGCAGUGCCUAGAUUCUGCCAUUGAGUUCUGGCUCCUCUUCAUAUUAAAAAGGCAAUAACACCACAAGAGUUGUUUUUAAAGAGCAGCUUUUGCUAACUCGGUACAUCAUCAGACUUCAGUUAGCUGCAAAAGAAGAAAAAUGCAAAAUGAAAUAAAAAACCACUUGCGCCUUUGACUGUGCGCCAUUGUGGUUGCAACGGGGAAGGAGGGGGAAGUUGAUUGGCAGGAAAGAUCAGCCGGUAAAGUGCUAAGUAUCAGAAGGAUGGCUUUGUGUGUGUUUGCGGUGGUGGGACUUGUGAUUUGUGAAGGCGUAGAUCUGCCAGCAAUGAUAAGCUUUGUACUUGAGUUGCUCUGCUUCUGGAUGCAGGCUUGGGCUCCUGUGUAUCGAUGGGUUCCCCCAACUCACCCCAAAAAUGUACACAGUAUCAUAGAAUUUCAGGUUCAUAGUCCAACCCGCUGCAAUUCAGGAAUCUCAGCUAAAGGAUCCAUAGAUGGCCACCCAACCUCUGCUUAACCCCCCCCCCCCCAACCUUCCAAGGUCAUCCGUUCCACUGUCAAACAGCUCUUGCCCUCAGAAGGUUCUUCCUAAGGUUUACUUGGAAUCUCAUUUCUUGUAACUUGAAGCCGUUGGUUCGAGUCCUACCCUCCAGAGCCGGAGAAUACGAGCUUAACCUACCUCGCAGGGUCGUAAGGAGGAUACAGCAAAACACACUGUGGGUGCAUGCACAGUUUCUUGGAGGAGAGGCGGGCGAUAGAUGUUAACACAGGCCAAACGCCCAGUAAUAAAUUAAGUUAGUUGUAUGCUGCGUUCUUUGAUCUUUGCAAAUAAAGCUUCUUUCCAGCCUCUGAGAUGUGAGGAGGUGCCUGACAGUUUUUGACAGAUGUGCUUGACUGUUGUGGACUCUCCUUCCUUCAAGGUUUCUAAGCCAAGGUUGGAUGGCCGUCUGCCAUGGAUGCUUUAGCUGAGAUUCCUGCAUUGCAGCGGGUUGGACUAGAUGACCCUCAGGGGUCCCUUCCAACUCUACGAUUCUGUAAUCAUAUCUGAUCCAAGGUCCUCCAACAAGCUUCAUGGCUCAGAAAUCACUACAUUUUAGCUGCCUUUCUCGGGUGGGUAGGUGGUUGGGUGCAGGGUGUUCAUUCUGUUUGACGUCUGAUUCAAGCAGCAGCUGGACCUGCGCCUGUCUAUUUAAAUACAGAUCUUAAAAUGGCUAUAUUCCAGUGGAGAAAAACACACAGAUAUGCAACUAUUUUUACAGACCUGCUGUCGUGUGCAGUUAGAGAAACCUCCCGUCCCAGAGCACAAUGCAAUCUCCCUCUGCCUCCCUUCCUUCAAAUACACAUUGUGUUUACAUAGGAAGGCUGUCAUUGCGGAACCACAAUCCUAUAGAUAGCAAAGGGCCAUCAUAGCCCCCCAUUUUUUCCCCUAUGGGGAUGUGGCUUGGAAUCACCUCUUGCAACUCUCUGUCUUCUCCUUACCUUAUUAAAGGUAAAGGUAAAGGGACCCCUGACCAUUAGGUCCAGUCGCGGACGUCUCUGGGGUUGUGGUUCUCAUCUCGCUUUAUUGGCCGAGGGAGCCGGCGUACAGCUUCCAGGUCAUGUGGCCAGCAUGACUAAGCCGCUUCUGGCGAACCAGAGCAGCGCACGGAAACGCUGUUUACCUUCCCGCCAGAGCGGUACCUAUUUAUCUACUUGCACUUUGACGUGCUUUUCGAACUGCUAGGUUGGCAGGAGCAGGGACCAAGCAACGGGAGCUCACCCCGUCGCGGGGAUUCGAACCAUCGACCUUCUGAUCGGCAAGUCCUAGGCUCUGUGGUUUAACCCACAGCGCCACCCACAUCCCCCUUACCUUAUAUGGGGAACCCAAAAUGUAAAGCAGCCUCACGUAUCCCUCCCAUUCAGAAACUUUGGGGAGUAUUGCAAUGCAAGAGAUGGCAUACACACAAACCCUUGGCCAGGGGUGUAAGAGGACUUCCCGUUGCGAUUUCCUGGAAAGCAACCUUGAAUUAAUUUUGGAGAUGCUGCUCUCGCUCUCGAGGGCCGUCUCCCAAAAGCUGGGAAUGCAGGAGAGUCGGGUCGGAGAGCAGGAGCAAGCUAUGUUGGAGUGCCGGCUCCAGCCGUCCCCCCCCCCCCCAGGGCAAUCAAUACCACUCUGCUCGCAGAGGCAUGCCACCAGUGCGUGAAAGCUUGCACAGCAAGAUUUCUGCAUUUCGCAACAAGGUCACAGCUGCCCAGGGGAGAUGAGAGGGAAAUUGGCAAGAGGACGAUGACACCCUCAAACAGUCCUGCUAACAGAUUCAUUUGCCUGCCCUGGAUGGGGUUGCACACACAUGCAUGCGCACAAAGACCCGAAGGAGCAGGUUUGCAAUAGGGCUGGGGAUAUAUAUAUAUAUGUAUUCCAAAAGUGAACUCCGUAUUGUGAUAUCGGUUUCAUCAUUUUGGACCCGGGAAUAUACUGCGAAUCGUGAUGUGUGUUCUGAUGCUCCACAGCAGGGGUUAGGAAACUCGGGGCCCUCCAGACCUCUCUCUGUGGCCCUUGUGAGUCUCCCAGGCCACAUGCACGCUCACCAUCCCAACUGCAUGCCCUCUGUGAAUGCUUUGGACCAGCCAAAAUGUUCCCUUGAGCUGCACUGAUGCCUUGUGCCUGCCCGGGUGGAGGAUGGAGAAACAAUUGUGUGUGUGUGUGUGUGUGUGUGUGUGUGUGUAGAUACCGCAGUUUUGCUUGGCUAGCAUGUAGCCUGUUAAAGUACAAAGGAGGUUUUUUUUGUUUCUGUAGCUCUGCCCACUUUUGCCUCUGGCCCCACCCACCACGGCAUGUCACCAAGGUCACCAACAGGAAAUGUGGUCUUUGAGCUUCCCUGCCGCUGCCAUAGAAUAAGCCCGGCUCUGCCAUUGCCCUCUGGACAUCUGGCCUCCCAGGUGCUGCUGCUUCCCAGCCUCCAUUCAUUCCCUUUGGAAGCCAGCGCUCUUGUCCUUGCCCUGCUGGAAUGAAUGGAGAUGGCAAAGCUGUGAAUCCCAUCCAUUGUCUUGUGUUCUUUGUGUGGCUUCUCUCUCUCUCUCUCUCUCUCUCUGUGUGUGUGUGUGUGUGUGUGUGGAGAGAGACUAGGGCAGCAUAGAAAGUUCAUUCCUGAAACGACAUGCUUAGAUGUUUGAAAAUUUAGCCAGCCCUUUCUCUCAAAAAAAAGGAAGAGAAAAAGAAAGCAAGUUUUUUUUUUUAAAAAAAUGGUACUAUUUUGUCUCUUUUUUUGCAUCCGGAUGUAGGACUUGUGAAAAGUUCAGUCUCAGAAGCAGUCGCCUACCAGGUCGACUGUGGAGAACCUUUUUCAACAUCUUCAACCAUAAAAGCCAAACUCGUUUAUGAAAGAAUAGUUUGGGGUUUUGUUUUGUUUUUAAAAAAGCAACGUAUCUGGAAAAAACCAAAAGAAUAGAGAUAAAAAGAAUGUACUUCCAUAACCCUUUCUUAACUACCAUUGUUCAUUAUUAUUUAAUAUGAACACUGCAUGGAAAUUUAUGGCUGUAAUUUAAAAUUACAGUUUUUGUGCUGUUCUGCCAAAUGGAAGGGAAAGGUGAAAAAAUUUCGGCUGGUCCAAAGCAUUCAUGGAGGGCAUACAGCUGGGAUGAUGAGCAUACAUGUGGCCUGGGAGACUCACAAGGGCCACAGAGAGAGGUGUGGAGGGCCCCGAGUUUCCUAACCCCUGCUGUGGAGCAUCAGAACACACAUCACGAUUCGCAGUAUAUUCCGGGAUCAAAAACGAUGAAACUGAUAUCACGAUACAGAGUUCACUUUUGGACAAUAUUUCUAUAUACGGUGGUACCUCGGGCUAGGAACUUAAUUCAUUCUGGAGGUCCGUUCUUAACCUGAAACUGUUAUUUACCUGAGGUACCACUUUAGCUAAUGGGGCCUCCCACUUCCGCUGUGCCUCUGCCACGCGAUUCAGCAGGGAACUCUUUUCAGACCAAGGGGCAGCGUCCAUCUGCCUCAAUACUACCUACAGCGACAGGCAACUACUCUCUAACGGGAUCUUUCCAAACCAUCCCUGAAUCUGGAACCUCCUGCAUGCCAGGUUGCGCCCCCUCAGGAUUCUGUGCCCUAGGCCACGGCCCCCACCACCACCACGCUACGCCACUGUGCCAAAUCCAAGCAUGCUUUAACCUUGGGACUUUUGAUUGUGGGGCCUGGGAGCCAGAGGAAGCUGGAGUCUCUUUUUGGUGAGGCUUGUAGGCCUUACCCAACUCGUUCUCCUCACUCCUCCUCUCCCCGCUGCCUGUCAGCUCCUGAAUUUCUGCUGCAGAAGUCUUUGAGCAGGAUCCCCGCCUGCACGUUUAGGCCCACGGCCAGCUUGGGGUGCAUCUGAAACCCUCUUUGCUCCUGGCAUCCUCUGGCUUCCCUUUGCAGAAAGUGUAACCGCAGCGAGCGAGGCUUGCAGCGCAUGCUAGAAUUCUGCCUCUGCAGCAAUCUCUGGGUCCCUCCCUCUCUCCCUCUCGUUUUAGCAAGGCAGUUUUUAUUCUUGGUGCACCAAGAGGCCUCUCUUAGAACCCUGCACACUCCCUUUCACCAAGUCUUCCUUUCUUUGCCUCUUUUGUAAGUGUUCACAAGGGGGGGGGGGUUGUCCUCCUCCAGCGAAAGCACUGCUUAGUUAACGCCUGGUUGCUGAACCACUCAAUCCUUGAACUGGUUUGGUUUCAAGUCGGAAACCAGAAUCGACCCUCCCCUUCCCUCUCCUUAUUCGCCCCCGCGUACAUAUGGAAGGUUUCAUUUUUGCACUUUGUGUGUGGGAGGAAUUUAUCCAACCUUUCUUCUAAGUGUUUUAUUUUCGUUCCGUUUGCAUACUGCCCUUCAAUAAAGCAAUCAAGUCAGAUUGGAUUGCAAACCGGAGAGUAAAAAUACAAUAAAGGGCAUGGAGGAACCCGCAAGUGGAAGAAUAAACGGAGCGGUAAAAAAUCCAUGCAGGUGUUGGAAAACCCUGGAAAAUAGAAAUCUGUGCCCAGGAAUGAGGGACAUUCAAGAAAGGGGCAGGCAAUUAACCCUUCCUAGCAAGAGGCUUCAAUAAAGAGGCCUCUAGAUUAUAACAUGUGUAUUAAAACAACCCUUUAGCACUUAUUCUCCUAUGUUUCCCCACUACCAGAGCUUAGAUUGUAGGCUCUUCAGGGCAGAGACUCUUCUCUAUGGACAGUCUAUUCUGGAGUAGAUCAGUUGAAAGCAAGUUACUUAGAUGCAUGGAUUUCAGUGGGUCUCCACAAACACGCACCCGGGGCAAUUAAUUAAUUAAUUAAUGCCCCGCCCAUCUGGCUGGGUUUCCCCAGCAGCUCUGGGCGGCUCCAAACCGAAUAUUAAAAACACAAUACCUCUGUACUUGCAUUGUUUGGUAAAUUGCCAUAGGCUGAUGGCAUCUACUUCCGAGCCAAGUUCAAGGUCCUUGUAUUAAUUGACCAAGCCCUGAACAACUUAGGUCCAGGGUAGCUCAGGGACUGCUCGAACACUUAUAUCCAGUAUGGUUUCAAAUUGGGUGGGGUACAGUUUGUUGAGAUUCCUGCAUUGGAAGUGGUUGGACUAGAUGACUCAUGGGUCCCUUCCAACUCUACAAUUCCAAUAGUUCUAUCCCAUCUCAAUCACUGAGCUCGCUUGCCAGUGCGUCAUUCGUCCCCCGAGUUGGUGAGGCUCAUUUGGCAGCAACAAGAAGCCGAGCCUUUAAUGGCGUCGACUCAGUCUUGUGGAACUCUCUGCCAAUGGAAAUUCAACAGACACCUUCUGUUUCAACUUUUAACCGCCUGCUGAAAACUUUUCUGCUCAGCCUGUGCAAGCCAUUAGCAAUACAUCGUUCCACAAUGGUUAAUUGAUGUCUGUGUUUAACUUUUUAAAUAUGUUUUUUACUGCAAUAUUAUACAUAUUUUUGUUGUGAUUUUAAAAAAACGAAAUAGCUGUAUACAGUGGUACCUCGGGUUACAGACGCUUCAGGUUACAGACUCCACUAACCCAGAAAUAGUACCUCGGGUUAAGAACUUUGCUUCAGGAUGAGAACAGAAAUCGCACAGUGAUUAAGUGAUUAAGUUCAUAACCCGAGGUACCACUGUAUAGACAUUUUUAAAAUAAAAUAAAAUGGCAACAUACUAAGAAUCCGAAGGAAAAACUAAAGGGGAGAUCUUUGGGAUACAUGGCUGGUCAGUUAAAGAAUGCAAGUUGGGCGGCUCCUUUUGCAGUUCUAAAACAUCUGUAAGGCACCCAGUUGCGGAAGGCUGUGCUAAGUAAUGGUUGGUUAUCUAUGGUUUGUUUUCGUCUUGUGAACCAUGGUUUGCCAUUAUCUCUGUAACCAACAGCCUCGCUUAACCGUGGUUUGUUUGGCCAUCCUGGGCCGGGUGCUCACCAACCUAAAGAGGCGAAAGACAAAUUAAGCUUUGAGGAAACAAGCCAUUGUUUGAUCACCUUGUUGGCUGAGCCCAAACCAUGGUUGGCACGAAUCACGGUGUGGUAUUAUGCGCAAACGCAGUCCGUAUGCGGAGGCCUCUUCCAGCUGUCAGCUGUUUGUUUUCUCUCCUUCCCUAAAGCCAGCGGAUGUGCACAGUUUGCCUGUUUGGCUGACCUGCUGGUGGGCUUGAAAUGUUUGGAUCCAGAUGGGGCAUCAGGCUGGGGAAUUGCAGCUUUCCCCCCCUCCUGCCGCCCAACAGUGACACAUCAGAGCCCCUUGGAGAGCUUUUAAAGACUGUUUCUCGUCACUUGGCAGCUCUUUGCUAAAUAUUAGCAGCUUUAUGGCCGGUGGGUCCCUGUGGCUUUCGAGCCGUUGCCAGAGAGAUGUUGAAAAACAUCUCCAGUCUGUCUCCCACCAGCGAGGAAUCUCUGUCCAUCUGUUUUAACCCAGUGAAUGGCAGACACUCUGGGGAGAAUUAGGAGUCUUUAUCCAGAAGACCAUCCCCUCUUUAAUUCCAGACAACGAAAAAGGAAUUAUCCUGUGCUGACCUAGUCGCGCCUUGGAGUUGCUGCCUUACUCUUUAUUUCUGCACCAAAUCUUCCAUAUUUACACCAUGUAAAAGCACCAUGUGAAGCACUCUUAGAAUCAUGGAAUUGUAGAGCUGGAAAGGUUGCCAAAGGUCAUCUAGUCCAACCCCCUGCAAUGCAGCAAUAUGCAGCUGUCCCGUACGGGGAAUCAAAUUUGCAACCUUGGCAUCAUUAGAGCACCCCACUCUAACCAACAGAGCUAACUGCUUCAAACAGUCACAGCUUCCCCCAAAGGAUUCUGGGAGCUGUAGUUUACCGGGUGCCUUUGUGCUUACUCCCACCCACUCAGUUUUCCUUCAGAAUUGUGAUGCAUGCACAAAUCCUGCUCCUUAACAACCGUUUGGAGCAGGAGGCGACAAAGCCCAGCAUCAACGUUGAGCCAAUUCUGGGGUGGGUUUUUUGUUUUUGUUUUAUUGCGGCUGUAAAUCUCAAAAAGCAUUUCGCCCAAUAAAACGAAGCUAAUCCGCCUUGCGGCAGUGGCGGCCUUAGCGUUUAGGAUGGGCACUGCGUGUGUGCUGGGGGUGAGCAGGAAACGCCAGACGUCUCUUGGUCUGAGCCUUUAUAAGGAGAGGGAUAAUGCUCCCCAUAGCAUCUGCAUGAGAUCACGGACUUUCCUUUUGGACCCGGUUGACCUGAUGGCAACACUGCCUUUUCAGGGUACUGGUUUGCUACGGAUUGUGCCCUCUGCAGUUAUUGUGUCCUUUGGUAGCUGAUCUUUUGCAGGAAAAACUCUGUUGUAUCGAGCAUGCAUGGAAUCGACUGUAAGAGUGCCAUCAUAACGAUGAUAGAUUAAUUAUGGGGCAUGUAUUGCGCUGGUUGGGACGCGGGUGGCGCUGUGGGUUAAACCACAGAGCCUAGAUCAGAAGGUAGGCAGUUCGAAUCCCCAUGACGGGGUGAGCUCCAGUUGCUCGGUCCCAGCUCCUGCCAACCUAGCAGUUCGAAAGCACGUCAAAGUGCAAGUAGAUAAAUAGGUACCACUCCAGCGGGAAGGUAAACAGCGUUUCCGUGUGCUUCUCUGGUUCGCCAGAAGCGGCUUAGUCAUGCUGGCCACAUGACCCGGAAGCUGUACGCCGGCUCCCUCGGCCUAUAGAGCGAGAUGAGUGCCGCAACCCCAGAGUCGGCCAUGACUGGAGCUAAUGGUCAGGGGUCCCUUUACCUUUAUUGCGCUGAUAGGGGCCAUGCAGAGGUUUGUUUUGGCCUGCUGACCCACAUGUAUGAUGCUCCUCGUAGAACCAUAAAGUUGGAAGGAACCACAAAGGUCAUCUAGUCCAGCCCCCUUGCAAUGUAGGAAUCUCUUGCCCAACAUGGGACUCAAACCCACGACCCUGAGAUUAAGAGUCUCAUUUUCUACCGACUGAGCUAUCCCAUAGGUUCUCUUCUUCCUCCAAGCUCUUUUCUUGUGUUUAAGCUGGAUAUCGUAAUUUUAUAAGGCCCCAUCCACACCAUGCAUUUAAAGCAGUUUCAUACCACUUUAAGCAGUCCUGUCUUUUCCCCAAAGAAUGCUCGGAACAGUAGUUUGCUAAGCAUGCUGAAAGUUUUUCGGAGAUCCCCAUUCCCCUGCCAGAGCUGCAACCUCAAGAGUGGCUUAAUGAUCAGGGGAUUGUGGGAAUUGUAGUUCUGUGAGGACUGCAGCCCAUUUCCUCUCCUCCUCCUCCUACCAACUCUCAGCCUCUUAACAAACUACAGUUCCCAUAAUUCAUUGGGGGAAGCUGUGGCAGGAAGAAAGUAUUUUCAGAUAAAAAAGUAUCUCAGCUUGCAAGCUCAUUGUCCAAACACCUGAAAAUCCAGCCUCAUUUAUUGAACUGAUACUUGUUAUACCCUUAACGGGUCCUGAUGCCCUGCAAGCACCAGAGAAACCUGUACUGGACAAACUGAUCUGUGCUUUGGACACGAGAAAUGGCAGCUGGAACACCUCUGAGCAUACGCAGAGUGCCUUUUCCUCUCUUGCUCCUGAACAGCUUCAGUUGGUUCCAUCAUCCUUGGGGCCAGGGGAUGUGGCUAUAGGGCAGACUUCCUACCAGGACUGUCUGGGGUGGGCAUAGGCAAACUCCGGCCCUCCAGAUGUUUGGGUCUGCAACUCCCAUCAUCCCUAGCUAGCAGGACCAGUGGUCAGGGAUGAUGGGAAUUGUAGUCCCAAACAUCUGGAGGGCUGGAGUUUGCCUAUGCCUGGUCUGGGGGGAAAGCCAAAAUUUUAAGCAAUCCACGCUACCCUAGGACAGGCUUGGGGGGUGGGGAGAUGAACCCGUGAGAAAGUUCAGGGGUUCUUGCAGCCCCGCUGCCGCUAAUGCUGUUGUUCAUACUUAAAGAAGCAAUGCCUAAUUGCAGCCCUGGACUGCCUAUCGGGGGGAAGACAUGGGGAGAAUCAAGGAUUUUUAUAAUGUAGUGACUCGCGUCUCUUUCUGAUCUUUCCCUGCUGUCUGAGCCCCUUUCUAGACCCUGAACUUUCCUGUAGCCAGGCCAGCUUGAGACGAAACUUUUUUGGGGGGUGGGGAAGGUGCGAUUAUAAUAUAAUAUUAUAAUAAUUAUAUUAUAUUAUAUUAUAUUAUAUUAUAUUAUAUUAUAUUAGUAUAAAAUGUGGAGGAUCCGGGUUGUACAGAGAACUUUACUGUUUGUGCAACUGUAAAAGUGUCAGAGAGAAGUUGUUCUUGGCUCAAAAACUUACAAAUGGUAUGCCAGGGUUGCAUCCAUGCUCCCUAUGAAAAGCACAUUAAGGGCGGUAUCCAGCCCCCUCGUCCCACCAGCAUGGAAAUUCCUGUUUGUGCAAUGCGACUUGCCCAUACCCAAAUUUUCUCCUGUGAGUUUGGGGACCCCUAAAACAAAUUUAAGAGGUGCACAGGAGAGGAGAGGGGGGAAAGUCCUCUUCUGCAAGUGGAAAUCCUUGUUACUUGAUGCUGCGUGCAGGACUUUUUAAGGGCUUCCGUGAGCUCAGCUGAGAAGGGAGCCUGUCGCUUCUCUGAAUGAUCCCCUGCUUUGGCGUUUACCUCCCUCCAAGUCAGCUGCUGAUGGGUGUGUGGCAUGGUUAGAAAUUAGCCAGGCGCCAGGUGCCUUUUGCGACUAGAUCGGGUCCAGUUGCGACCACGUGGAGAUCUCUGGGUGUCAGGGUAGCGACAGACGUCCCCAUCUGGCUAGCUCCUCCAGCUUUCUUAAGCAGCUUAAUUAUUGCAUUUUUAUCCCACCUUUAUCUCCAAGGGUUACAUGGUUCCCACCCCCCCCCCCCAUGAAUCCCUACGAUGACAGCCUCUGGGAGGUAGGUUAAGAGGCUGGUGUGUGGCUGUGUGAUCACACAAUGCAAUUAUUUCGUCCCAUUCAGAGGAGGCUUCUGUCGUCUCUUUAUGGUCCCCCGUUCUCAUCUUGCGCUCUUUGAAUCCACCUGUGAUGGGUGAUCUGUGAUCCAUUCUCGCCUGCUUCGAGGACUCAGCGGAACAACCUGCCUUGACCUUCUGGACGUGCCUAAAAGCUAGAGGGCAGGUUGAGUCCCCGUCCAAAACACGUCCUUCAAAAUCCAGGCCAGAGAGAGAACCGUUGAAUUCUCCCUUCUGUGCACGGUUCGCUGCUCUGAAAUGUGUGCCGCCGUCGCUUGUGGAGCAGAGAGCUGGCCCGGCUCUUUGAAAACUAGGUCACCAUCAACAUGGAAAACAAAAGCAACAAUUUCGUGCCUGCAAGUGAAAGGAGAACUGCGAUGUGGGACAGAGUGCAGGGCCCACGUCUACGCCACGUUUAGAGCAGCAACGGCUAGCAACUCUGAAGCAGAAAACUUGGUUCAAAGAUCCAAAUUAUUCCCCAAGAAAAUGCAGCUCCCGUAGAAAUGGUGCUAAUUGUGCUAACGCUCUUCUGGUUCCUUUCCUUUCAUGCCUUUGCGAUGUUUGAACUGCUUUGCAUAAUGUUUUUUUGUUUUGCUUGCUUGGGGAAAUUCAGGGAUCUGCAGCUUCUUCCUCAGUCUGUCCACCUUCAGCUUCUGAGAUGAACAGACCUUGCUCACCCCCAAAUAAACCUUCCAAUUUCAAGAAACUUGCUUUGUGUGUCCUCGUUUUUAAAGCAAGAGCUCACCCUUCCUGGGAAGCUGGGCAUUCAUAAUUAUUAUAAUUACUGGUACUAUUAAUUAACUGACCUUCACCCUGAGGUUGCCGUACGGGUGACACCAUUAGAACACAAUAUUAAAAACAGUCUAAACCAGGGGUCAGCAAACUUUUUUCAGCAGGAGGCCGGUCCACUGUCCCUCAGACCUUGGGGGGGGGGACUAUAUUUGAAAAGGAAAAAAAAAGAACGAAUGCCUAUGCCCCACAAAUAACCCACAGAUGCAUUUAAAAUAAAAGGACACAUUCUACUAAUGUAAGAACACGCUGAUUCCCAGACCGUCCACGGGCCAGAUUUAGAAGGCGAUUGGGUCGGAUCUGGCCCCCGGGCCUUAGUUUGCCUAAGGUAAAGGACCCCUGACCAUUAGGUCCAGUCGUGACUGAUUCUGGGGUUGCGGCACUCAUCUUACUUUAUUGGCCGAGGGAGCUGGCGUACAGCUUCCGGAUCAUGUGGCCAGCAUGACUAAGCCGCUUCUGGCGAACCAGAGCAGCGCACGGAAAUGCUGUUUACCUUCCCGCUGGAGCGGUACCUAUUUAUCUACUUGCACUUUGGCGUGCUUUCAAACUGCUAGGUUGGCAGGAGCAGGGACCGAGCAACGGGAGCUCACCCCGUCGCGGGGAUUUGAACUGCCGACCUUCUGUGGUUUAACCCACAGCGCCACCCACGUCCCUUUUAGUUUGCCUACCCGUAGUCUAAACCAAGUUACAAUCACAGAAUGGAGCUGGGUCCUAAAAUCAAAAACCAGGGCGACAUGGUAUGUAUUCAGCAUUCGCCAGAAUCUGGAUAGUGAAGGUGCCCAGUGCAUCUCUUUGGGGAAGUAAUUCCACAUCUUAGGGGCUGCCACAGAGAAGGCCCUGUCCCGGGGUGCCACCACCCCAAAUCUCUGAGGGAGGUGCAACUGUUUUGCUGUUUGCCGCCCUGGGUUCUAUCAGGAAGAAGGGCAGGAUCGACGUUUAAUAAAGAGUGUUUGCCGCCGCAAGCGAUUGUCAGUGUCUACUACUCCCAACUGGUAAAUGUAGCCUCCUUGUCCAGGAGCACUCUAUCUCCAAAUAACCAAUACCUGCAUCAGUUGGGAGAAGUCUGUAGCCUUCGCAACUUGGACUUCCCAUGGGGGCAUCCAGUUGCCCUCUGCCUAAAGCAAGACGCUCUUUGAGCUGUUCCAGCAGGACUCUCUCUGAUACAGGUAACGCGCAGUUGGGGAGGAAGGGGCCUGGUAGAAGCUUGGAUUGCAGCUCUUCCCGUGUGUCUCUCUCUUCCUUGACUCUGUGCUUGCCUCAGAUACGGAGCUCCUGGCGUGGAGUUCACAGGCCUACAUAGGGAAACGGCGACGGUCACCCAGAUGCACUUUCUACCUGGACAGGUAAAAUAAUGGCAACUUUUGCCCCCACCUUGAUGCUGCUUGCAGUUUGAUACCCCCUGCCUAUAGGUAUUAGGCAGCCACCUAAUUGUUUUUGACCUCGUUGGGAACUUUUCGCAGGGGGGGGGGUGCAAAGUCAAAACACUGAAACGGCAGAGCAGGCCAGUUUCUCAAAGACAAUCGAGAAUAAUAGUGCCUGUCUUAUAUCUCAGGUUCUACAAAUGCUAGGAACUUAAUUGGAGUGCCGUUAAAGAGGGGAAAGGCAGCAAAAGCCCAGAAGAGAAUUUGUGGUGCCCAGCUUAAGAGAUUUAGACAAAUCUGUGUCUACUACUAUAAUGGCUGUGCUCUGCCAACACGGUCAGAGUCAGCGGUGCUUCUUAACACCAGUUGCAGGAACUUGCCCUUGUGCUCGGAUCCUGCUUGUAGACUUGCCACAGACAUCUGGUUGGCUGCUGUGAAAAGAGGGUGCUGGCGUAUAAAUGGGCCAUUGGCCUGAGCUAGCCAGGUCGUCUUCUGUUCUUAACUACACACUUAGAUGGCUUUCCUUUCUUUUCCAGGGCCGGCUGCUGUCUCUCCUUGACGACAACACCCUCCACCUGUGGGAGAUUUACCAGAAAGAUGGCUACUCUCACUUGGAGGAGACCCAUAGCUAUGUCCUCCCCGGACGUCCAGGGUUCGACACCGCUAAGUACUCAUAGCUUGCUUGCCUCCUUUUUCCUCCUUUUUUGGGCGCUGUGGGUUCUUGGGAGAUGAUCCCCUGAGAAGAUGCAGGGACCGCUUUAGCGAUCUCAUAGAUUACUCAGCAUCUAGAGGAUCCCUCCUUUCCGUCUUAGCCGCUACCUGCCUUCCUGCUUCGUGAGCUGUCCCCCAGGGCCAGCUCUGCUGUUAGACAAAGUGAGGCAGCUCCUGAGCUCCCCAAGAUUGUUCGCCUCUGUUGAGAGUAGGUCUACACGAUACGUGUUUUUCAACAUUGCGGUAUAUCACCAGCUAAACAUCGCAAUAUACAUUUGUACCUUUGUUUUCGAACAGCUUAGUUCUCGAACAUUUUGGCUUCCAAACGCUACAAACCUGGAAGUGAGUGUUUUAGUUUGCGAACUAUUUUUGGAAGCUGAACGUCCGACGGGGCUGCUCUUUGGUUUCCGAACAUUUUGGAAGUCGAAUGGACUUCCAGAACGGAUUUCAUUCAACUUCUGUGGUACGACUGUACUGAUAUCUAAGGGUGGAGCUAUGUAGAGAUUUUGGCUGGCUUCACGGUUUUCCUCGCAUCAUGAUUUUUGCAUAGCACACAGAAUCACAUUAUGAUUCAUGAUGUAUUGCCAGGUCGAAAAUUAUGAAACCGUUAUCACGAUAUGGAUUUAUUUUUUUUUUGUAAAUAAUAUUUAUUAAAAUUUCACAAGAAAAAAACCACAUUAAUGAAGAAAAAAUUAACAAUAAAGAGAAAAAAUACAAAGGAAAAAAGGAAAAAACAAUUAAAAACAAUUUCAUCUUUUCCUCACUUCUUUUACAUUUACUUGUUUCCCGGACCUCCUCUUACCUCCCUCUUUUGUAUUCUAAUUAAAUAUGUUAAUCCAGCAAUUCCUUUCCCUCCUUUUUAAUCCUAAUCUUUAAUCUUGAUAUAAUAUAACUUUAAAUUUUAGAUUUUACAUAUUAAAACCAAUUUUUCCAUAUUCUUUUAGCCUGUACAGCUAGAAACCCCUUAACUUCGAUCCAACAUCAUUCUAACGUUCAUUAAUUUUGCAAUAUUUCUGUAAAUAGUCUUUGAAUUUCUUCCAAUCUUCUUCCACCGACUCUUCUCCCUGGUCACGGAUUCUGCCAGUCAUUUCCGCCAAUUCCAUCACAAUAUGGAUUUUAAUUGGUUUUGGACGAUAUGUCGCCCAGCCCUAGUUGAGAGUAUAUGCUACAUGUCCACCCCCCAGCCUCCAAACUGUCUGUGGGUGCAGUGGGGACGGCUGUCCCAUCAACAGCGGCCAAGUGAGAGUCAUCUUCCAGUCCGAUUGGACUCUGUACAUGGAAUACAGAUGAGGCAUCAUUGUGUCCUUUGCUUUGGGUGGUGGCAGAACCGCCUCAGUCCUGUAUACCCGAAGUAACGUCUCCACCCACAUCGUUCAGCCCGGACACUGAGGUCCAGCGCUGAGGGCCUUCUGGUGGUUCCCUCGCUGUGAGAAGCGAGGUUACAGGGAACCAGGCAGAGGGCCUUCUCCGUGGUGGCACCCGCCCUGUGGAACACCCUCCCAUCAGAUGCCAAGGAAAUAAACAACUACAGUCGUACCUCUACUUACGUAUCCCUCUGGAUAAGGAAUCUUCGGGAUACGGCCACGGCCAACCCGGAAGUGUAUACUUUCGGGUUUCGCUGCACACGCAUGCGCAGAAGUGCUCAAUCGCGCCACACGUGUGCGCAGAAGUGCGCCUCUAUUUACAUAAUUUUUGGGGUGCUAACGGAUUCCCGGAACAAAUUAAUUUCGUAUCUGGAGGGUCCACUGUACCUGACUUUUAGAAGACAUCUGAAGGCAACUCUGUUUAGGGAAGUUUUUAAUGUUUGAUGUUUUAUCAUGUUUUUAAUAUUCUGUUGGGAGCCGCCCAGAUGGGCGGGUUAUAAAUUAAUUAUUAUAAUUAUUAUUCUUAAUUAUUAUUUGUGCGAGACCUGCUCCUGCCAUGGCAAAAUUAGAGGGCAGAGAUGAGAACAGGCAAAUCGAAAUAAUAGUAGUAGUAGUAGUAGUAGUAGUAGUAGUAAAAUUCUACCCCGCCACUCUGGGCGGCUUACCAUACGUAUUAAAACAUAGUGAAACAUCAAACAUUAAAAACUUCCAGAAACAGGGCUGCCUGCAGAUGUCUUCUAAAAGUGGCAUAGCUCUUUAUCUCCUUGACAUCUGAAGGGAGGGUGUUCCACAUGGAGGGCGCCACUACCAAGAUGGAAGCAAGACAGUUGAGCUUUUGCGCAGAGGUAAAUUUCAGACGCUGUGGUCUAAACCACUGAGCCUAGGACUUGCCGAUCAGAAGGUUGGCGGUUCGAAUCCCCAUGACGGGGUGAGCUCCCGUUGCGCAGUCCCUGCUCCUGCCAACCUAGGAGUUCAAAAGCACGUCCAAGUGCAAGUAGAUAAAUAGGUACCGCUCCGGCGGGAAGGUAAACAGUGUUUCCGUGCGCUGCUCUGGUUCGCCAGAAGCGGCUUAGUCAUGCUGGCCACAUGACCCAGAAGCUGUACGCUGGCUCCCUCGGCCAAUAAAGCGAGAUGAGCGCCGCAACCCCAGAGUCGGUCACAACUGGACCUAAUGGUCAGAGGUCCCUUUACCUCUCAGCAGAAAUUAACAAACUACAUAUCCCAAGAUUAUUUGGGAGAACCUUACCUUAAAUUUCAGACAGAACUGCCAUCAAGUAGACCUAUGGUGGUAGAAUGUCUGCCUUGUUCAAUCCCAUGUUCAAUCCCCAGCCUCCCCUUACACCUUGGAGAGCUGCUGCCAGCUAGUGCAGGCAGUAUAAGGCCUCUUCCUCUGUUCCUGUGUCCAAAACCCAAUGCUCUGGGAACAAGCAAGGGUUUGUCAAGCACAUUCCAGCUUCUGCUCUCACUCUGCACGUGCGAGGGAGCCGCAAAAAGGACUAGCCGCUUACCACGUGCGGUGACUUUGCACCGUUCGCUGGCGCCGGCUUCCCUCUCCUGGUUUUGUCUCCCAGCAUCUGUAAGCUUGCAUCUCUCGCAAGCAGGUGUCCGCUGCUCUGUGGUCUCUGCUUAUCAGGUCCGAGGCUCUGAGCUGGCGGUGUGACUUUAAAAGAGCAUCAUGGGAGAGGGAAGAAGAACAGCUUUCUCUCGGGCUUCUCUGCUUGGGUGUGCGGUCUGUCAAUCUUCUUUAAACGGCUGCCUGGUGGCGGUGGGUGGACAGCAUUUGCUACUGGUGCGCAGACUUUCUCCUUGAAAUGCGUUGGCUCUUUUGGGGGUGUUGACUAUUCAGAUUGGUUUUCCAUUUGUGGGUGUGUGCAGUCAAGGACGGUGGUUUUCCAGCCGUGUUUCAGCCAUCAGAAAUGCGAAACUAGCUUCCCAAGCCAUCAGAAUCUCAGGAGAUUGCAGGGCACAGGGGGGUCUCCGUGCUUGGCUUUGACCAGGCAUAGGUAAACUCGGCCCUCCAGCUGUUUUGGGACUACAACUCCCAUCAUCCCUAGCUUACAGGACCAGUGGUCAGGAAUGAUGGGAAUUGUAGUCCCGAAACAUAGUUUGCAUAUUCCUGGCUUUGACCGUUGCAGUGAAAAGACCCCAAGGACCCAGGUGUAGUGCCCCAUGCGAAGGGAGCGGGUACUUUUUGUUUUUAUUUGCAAAAAUAUCUGUGCUGCGAACAUCAACAAUAAAGCUGCAUUUGCAAAACUAGUACAGGGGUCUCCUGUACGCCUGUACUAGUACGCCAGGGCUACCUUCCCGGGCACUACGCGUAAACGUGAAAUCGCCUAUACAGUUGCACCUUGGUUUUCGAACAGCUUAGUUCUCGAACGUUUUGGCUCCUGAACACUGCAAACCCGGAAGUGACUGUUCUGGUUUGCGAACUAUUUUUGGAAGCCAAGCGUCCGAAGCGGCUUCUGCGGCUUCCGAUUGGCUGCAGGAAGCUCCUGCAGCCAAUCAGAAGCAGCACUUUGGUUUCCAAACGUUUUGGAAGUCUAACGGAAGUUGACUUCCGAGGUAUGACUGUAGUGGACGACACCAUCUAAAAAGCCAAACUCCACCAAAAAUCAAUAAAAAUCUCCCGAAGUCCACUGCAGUCACUCUCUCCAAACAUCUUUUUCUCAAACUCCCAACUCUCCACAGGCUUCAAAGGUUGGCGUAAAGGUCGGCUCUUUUCAUGCCUCUGCACCAUUUAAAUAGAUUUAUUUAAUUAUUUCCUGGCACCGCACAGGAGACAAGUGCACGUGAGUGGGGAGAUACCUAUAUAAGCUGCAACACAAAUCAGUAGAAGGGUCUCAGGGUAGCUGGAUCCCUCCUUAGGGAAAGACUGGGUGAGCAGAUGAGUCUUCUGCAGGUGCCUAAAUGUCAGCACUGUAAGUGCCUGCCUGUUCUUUCUGGGAACACAUUCCCUAAGGGUGCCACCACCCUUAAGGCCCUGGUCUUUGUGGGCGCAAGACAAAUCUUGGGGGCAAGCAGCCUUACUGAGAGCACCUCUCCCUAGGAUUGAAAUGGCAGGGCAGGGGUGUGACGACGCAAGGCAUUCCUGGAGGUAACUUUGGAACUCGCUUCCUUGGCAAAUGCCCACGGUGAGAGGGUGUCCCAGAACACCUUGGAAAACCAUUGGCCUGGCGAUUGAGCAAGGAUGGCUCCUGAUCGCUCUCUUCUUCCUGACAGCUCCCCUCCCAGCAUCACCCGGGUGACGGUCAUCUUGCUGCGGUCAAGCUGUGACGUGGCCUACCUCGGCACGGAAGGGGGUGGCAUCUACUUCCUGGAACUUCCCGGCUUGACGCUGCAGGAGGACAGGACUCUGUACCAAGACGAAGUCCUGCAGAGGUGAGCUCGCCCCGGUGAUGCAUCCGAAAGGGUGGGGAGUGCAGUUCUCAGAGUGGAAAGGAAAUAGGGGUCUUUCCUAACAACUCUUAGCACCUUUAACAAACUACAGCUCCCAGAAUUCCUUGGGGGGAGCCAUGACUGCUUGAAGUGGCAUCAUAGUGCUUCAAAUGUAUGGUACGGAUGCUGCCUAAGUCGAAGUAUGAGACUUCUUACCACACAUCAGUGUAAUGUACCAUGUUCAUAUGGUGUGGUUGUUGUAUUUUUAAAAAGCAAUAAAAAUAUUUGAAAAGAAGGGCUCGAUGACUCACAGGGUCCCUUCCAUGCCUGAAAUUCUAUUGAUCUGUUGUUCUCUGUCCCUGCCUUUUCAUCCUGCAGUGUCCCCGAAGACUACCGAUGUGGGAAGGCGCUUGGUCCGGUGGAAUCUCUGCAGGAACACCCCAAAGAUCCUGCCAAGAUCCUGAUUGGCUACAGCAGAGGCUUGAUGGUUCUUUGGGAUGGAAACAUGAGGGAAGCUGAGCACCUCUUUCUGGGCAACCAGGUAACUCUUUUUCUUUCGUUUUUUGGAAUUUUUAAAAUAUCCCGUCUUUCUCUCUCUAAGGAGCUCAUGUUGGCAUCCGUGCUUCUCCCCAAUCUCAUUUAAUCCCCACCACAACCCUGUGAGGUAGGCGAGAGGCAGUGGCUGGCCCCCAAGGCCAUGCCCAGUGAACUUCAUGGCCGAGUGGGAGAUUUGAACCCGGGUCUCCCAGGUCCCCGGCUAAUUAACAUUCUAUGUCCUUUCAAAUGGGGGUAGGGGAGUGGUUACUGUUUUGUUCUUCUAUUUUUUGUAUUUGCGUUUUGUAUUUUUAGGCUGUUCUUCAUCCGAAGAUCUCAGGGUGGCAUGCAGAUUAAUUAAAUAAAAUAUACGAAUAAUAAAAUGCCGAUGACCCGCCCCCCCCGCUCUAACACGUUCUCUCCCCCUCUGCGCUGACCGUUCUGUUGUCCAGAGGCCUUUUUGCCCUUCCCUCUCUCUCUCUUUCUCGCCAUUCUGCGUGUCCCAAAUGCUUCAGGCCUCACGUUUUGGGUUUCCGUCUUUUGCAGCAGCUGGAGAGCCUCGGAUGGGAGCGAAGCGGCCAGACGGUUGUGAGUUCUCACAGCGACGGAGGCUACGCCGUGUGGCCGGUGACGGGCGGCUCGCCAAAGACCCUGCAGCCGGCCACCUCCACUAUCCCUUACGGUGAGGCUAAUGGCUAUAGGGCCUCUAUCGGCGCUUGGUCCAGGCUCUAUAUCCAGGGAACUUCAGUGUAAAAAAGGCGGAAACCCUCCUUGAUGCACAUGUCAAAAUUACUAACUGUGGUGGAAAAGUGGUGAAAGACUGUGACUCAUGCAAUUUGAUGUUUUGCUCUGUUGGGAGCCGCCCAGAGUGGCUGGGGCAACCCAUUCAGAUGGGCGGGAUAUAAGUUUGUUGUUGUUGUUAGUAUUUCCAUUUAUCUACCACCUUUUAUUAAAAGCUCUCAGGGUGUACAACAUUAGAAACUGGCAGCAGAAGCUGGUCUAUUAGGGUAAUUGGAAGCGACCCUGAGGGUCAUCUAGUCCAACCCCCUGCAAUGCAGGAAUCUCAACACGUGGUCCCCCAUCCGGUUUGAAACCAUCCCAGAACCUGCUUAGCUUUGCAAAUGUGCUAGUGGUUUUAUUGCUGCCAGUCUGGGUGGUGGUCUUGGCUGUUCGCUUCCUCUUCCUUAGUCUCAGAAUUGCCAUUAUAGAAUUCAACAACGGAGGAGGAUCAGAGCCAAAAAUUAGAACAUGUUGGCUCUGGAUCCUGGGGCAAUGAAUCCCACAAGUUCCUCCUACUCCUAAGCCUUACUAGUGUCCUUAUAUAGGUCCCACAUUCUGGUAUUGUUUGUGAGGAAGGGGAGGGGGAAACACCCCUCGGUAUUUUCAUUGUUGUUGUUGUUGCUGCUGCUGAGAGUGGCCUCAAGAAGAGCUUGGAAUCGGGGGGUGGGAAGAAAUGUGAGCCAGGUCUUUUUCUUCUGCUUGCGUCUUACAAAGCGAGAACGUCACUCCAAAAUCUUCCUCUGCCGUUCUAGGUCCCUUCCCGUGCAAAGCUAUCAACAAGAUUGUCUGGCAGACGUGCGACUCAGGGUAGGUCUCAUGUCUGGAUUAAGAGUAGAUUUUACUCCUUGUUUGGUCACCUCCUGUGCCCUUGGAUUUUGCAACCUGUGCGAUAUUAACGUCCUCCUGGCUUCUUUUCGCCUACGGUGCUUUUCUUUUGUGAUGGGGCGACCUGGGGGACUCAGAGGAUGUUGAAGUUGCGUGGCCUUGUUGCCUGACUGCUGUUUCUAACUCCCGUCCUGUAGGAGCCCCUACAUCAUCUUCAGUGGGGGGAUGCCCAGGGCCAGUUAUGGAGACAGGCACUGCGUCACCAUCCUGCAAGGACAGACCUUGGUCACCCUUGAUUUCACGUCGCGUGUCAUCGACUUCUUCACCGUGUGCAACACAGAGGUAGAGGAGGGUAAAUACCUUUUGAUAUUUUCAAACAUCUCUCUAUCCCGCGAGGAUAUGUUUAGACAACAGCAGCCAAUCUGAUUUGUUGCAUCUAUAUAUCUCGACUUCCCUCCAAAGAGCUCAAUGGUGACCUACGUGCUUCUCCCCUCCUCCCCCUGCUUCCCCCUUGUUUUUAUCCUCACCACAACAAGCCUGCGAGGUAGGCUGGCCUGAGAGACGGCGCCUGGCCCUAGGCCACCCAGUGUGCUUCAUGACCCAGUGGGGAUUUGAACCCUGGUCUCCCCAACAUCCUACUCUAGUGCUAAUUUACAAAUCUGCGGCGUGACCAUGUUUGAAGUAUGGUGUGUCGUUCUGGUUGUCCCAUCUGAAAAAAAAGGGUAUUGGCUCUUUUAGAGAAAAGAUGAAAAACCACCAUAGAAGUUUAUAAAAUGAUACAGUGGUACCUCGGGUUACAUACACUUCAGGUUACAGACUCCGCUAACCCAGAAAUAGUGCUUCAGGUUAAGAACUUUGCUUCAGGAUAAGAACAGAAAUUGUGCUCUGGCAGCGCGGCGGCAGCAGGAGUCCCCAUUAGCUAAAGUGGUGCUUCAGGUUAAGAACAGUUUCAGGUUAAGAACGGAUCUCCAGAACGAAUUAAGUACUUAACCUGAGGUACCACUGUACGUGACCCGGAAAAAGUGGGCAGAGAAAAAAGUGUUCCCCCUUUUUCUUACAACACUAGAAUUUGGGGACCCCCCGUGAAGCUGAACGUUGGCAGAUUCAGGAAACGUGAAAGAAAGGACUCCUUCACUCAGCAUGUGGUUAAACUGCAGAACUCUCUUCCGCUGGAGGCAGCCGCCGACUUGAUGGCUUUAGAAAUCGGACUAGACAAAUUCAUGGCUUAUUUGCCAGGAUGACUCUGCUCUGUCUUCACUGUCAGAGGCAGCAAUGCUGGAAACCACAGGAGGAGAGAGAAAGCUCUUGUGCUCCCGUUCUGCUUGCGGGGUUUCCCAGUGAUCCACUGUGAGAGCUGGGUGCUAGACUAGAUAGGCCAUUGGACGGAUCCAGUAGGCUCUUCUCAGGUUCUUAACCACUGUACCACACAGACAAGAACUCCAUCGUUCUCUCCCUCUCUGUUUCCUCCAUCUCUGCCUCUGUUCCUAAGUGGUCCUCUCUCCUUUCCUCCUCGGUCCUCCCCAAAGUCGAUCUGUCCUGGCGCAUCUUAACAGGAGCUUUCCUCUCUCUCUCCCUUCCAGAGUUCGACAACCCAACCGCCUUGGUGGUCCUGGUGGAGGAGGAGCUGGUGGUCAUUGACCUGCAGACGCCCGGCUGGCCCACCAUUCCCGCCCCGUACCUGGCCCCGCUCCACUCCUCGGCCAUCACCUGCUCCUACCACAUCUCCAACAUCCCCCUGAAGCUGUGGGAGAGGAUCAUCAGCGCAGGAGAAGACCAGAGCCCUCGACUCUCCUUUGUGGUGAGUUGGCACAGGGACAUCCCUGUUUAGGGAAGCUUUUAAUGUUUAACAGGCUACUGUAUUUUAAUACUUUGUUGGAAGCCACCCGGAGUGGCUGGGGAAACCCAGCCAGAUGGGCGGGGUAUAAAUUAUUAUUAUUAUUAUUAUUAUUAUUAUUAUUAUUAUUAUUAAAGCAGCCUCGCCCCCUUUGACCCUCUUGCAUCAUGGCCAGAGGGGGGUCUCGCUUCCUUUGAUGACCCCCUCCCCCAAAAGAAACAUGGAGCUGUGCCUAAAGGUAAAGGGACCCCUGACCAUUAGGUCCUGUCGUGGCCGACUCUGGGGUUGCGGCGCUCAUCUCGCUUUACUGGCCGAGGGAGCCGGCGUGCAGCUUCCGGGUCAUGUGGCCAGCAUGACUAAGCCGCUUCUGGUGAACCAGAGCAGCGCACUGAAACGCCAUUGAUCUUCCUGCCGGAUCUAAUGGUCAGGGGUCCCUUUACCUUUACCUUACUACUACUACUACUACUACUAAUAACAAUAACAAUAUUAAUACAAGGGCCUUUGCGCUCUUUGGCCACAGUUCUCUUUUCCCACGUUUGUCUUCAUCUCUCUCUCUUAGCAGAACUGGCCCAUCAACGGAGGAAGGAGCCUCGCACAGGAACCCACCCAACGGGGGCUUCUCUUGACCGGGUGAGUUGUGUUUUGGUUUCUCCCCAGGCUGUCCUCCUCCCAUGUAACGUUGUUUGUGCCGAGUGCGAAUUUUUUUGCAUUGGAAGGCAGAAGGCAGCUGAGGAAGGAUGUUGGGGAGCGCCCUUCUUCCAAGCUGGGGGCCCGUCAGGUGGUGUUCAGCUGCCGUCAGCACCUGCCAGUGUGGUGCUGGCGAGAGCUGUGGUCCAGCAGUUUCUGGAGGACGUCAGCUCUGCAAGAUUGGGGAAGGGCCGCAACUCAGUCGCUAAACAUCUGCCUUGCAUGCAGGAACUCCCAGGUUCAGUUCCCAAAAGCUUCUCCUGUUAGGCCUGGGAGCGACUCCAUCUGAAAUCUUGGAGAGGUGCUGCCAGUCAGGGUGUAGAACAGGGUUUCCCAAAUUUGGAUCUCCAGCUGCUUUUGGAGUACAAUUCCCAUCAUCCCUGGUCACUGGUCCUGCUAGCUAGGGAUGAUGGGAGUUGUAGUCCAACAACAGCUGGAGACCUGAGUUUGAGAAACACUGCCCUACAGCUUUGGGGACUCCCAGGCCUCAUCUGCACUGCGCAUUUAAAUAGAGGGAAUGUUAGGUCAUACUCUUUUUAAAUAUAUACUAAGCAAUUCAUUUUCCUUGCAUUUUAUCUGCUUUCGGACCAAUUGAAACAGCUUAGGAUUUCUUACGUUGCUCAGGUCCCCUCUGCACUUUGCGUCUUCAUUUUAUUUGUGGUUUUUUUAUGAUUACAUAUCACUAUUAAUAAUAAUAGUAAGAAAACACCUAGCAGUUUAUAACAGUGGUGCACAAAAUCAUACAGCAAAACCCAUGUAAAAAUGUGUUAUAGUUUGAAAUCAGAUAACCGUAAGGGACAGAUGCAUUCUUAACUGACGGAACAGAAGAACUUUCAGCAGUUUUAAGAAGUUGGAAUGCAAGGUGCACCUUGUGUAUAAAGCAGGCAUAGGCAAACUAAGCCCUCCAGAUGUUUUGGGACUACAAUUCCCAUCAUCCCUGACCACUGGUCCUGUUAGCUAGGGAUGAUGGGAGUUGUAGUCCCCAAACAUCUGGAGGGCCAAGUUUGCCUAUGCCUGGUAUAAAGCAUCAUCCGGUUUCUGGAAGCGCAAAUUUGGAAGAGUCUCCCCCGCCCCCCGCUCUGUGGUUGAGAUCUUUCUCCUUGGAUGUAGUGAGAACCCCCCCCCCCCCCGCUUCUUUCGCUUUGGCUGCCUGGCAAGAAUGCAUCAGUUGUCCUUGCUGAGGGCUUCCCCUCUCGUUCUCCUUGCCUUCCUUCCCUCUUGGCAACUCCUGAGCUGCUUGGUGUCAAGCGUUACGUGGUCCAGUCUUCACUUUCCCCCUUGGAGAGCGCAGCCAAGGUUUUGCUAGCCAGAGGCAGCAGAUGUUCAGGCCCAAGCGGAGGCUUCAAAGGCAGGGAAGUCGGAGCAAGCCGGCCAGUUCCUGGCUUGCAGCCAACCUGCGGUGGUCUCUCUGGGCAGGAAGCAGCCCGUUCAGUUCUCUCAUGAGGCAUGAGUUGGGGUCUUUUGGCCACCACACACAAGUCAUUAUUCUCUCCGCCCUCCCACCUGAGAAAUGGGGAUAAUCUGUACGGUCCGGCCUUACAGGCAUGCUUGCAAGGAUUAGAGAGGUCCUAAUAAACUGCUUCUUACAACUGCAAUGUGCAAUGAGUCACUUGUUAUGGGUUUUUCCCCCCCUGGUUGAGAUAGCAGAGUGAGGGGGAGAAGACCAGGGAAAUCUAUUCCAAAGGGGUGGUUUCUCCUCCCUGUGUUUUCCUUCUCCCUCCCAACCGCCGCAUUUCCCCUCGUUAUGUGGAAGGGACUGUUACAAAGCCCUUCGAGUCGCCGUUGCCAAAACCAAUUGCAACCUGAUCUCGUUUUCUUAACUCGCUCUCUUUUUCUCUCGCCCGCCAAGGGCAAUCUGGUAAUAUUUGGCAUCUGCGCCUCCCAAAUUCCUCCUGCGUGCGGAAAUAAUAAAAAACUGGACUUUUCAGGUUUUGCUUUCGAGGGGCAAAGGAAGAAGUCGGGGAAGGAUCAGAUGAUUGGAAAAGUGUGUUUGCAAAAAGAUUGCGUCUCCUCUCUGCACAGGGCAGAGUUUGGUUUCAUAGUAGGGGGGUGAGUUAGCAGAGCUGAAUAUAUUAGCUGUGAUACUGUCAAGGACAGAGUUGUGAACAUAUUGGCACUUCCAGAUUCUUGCAGCCGGAAUAUUUUGUGGGGAAAUCACUUUUCUUCUGCCAGUGGGGUCAUUUGUGCACCAAUCUGCAGGACAUCUGGGGUGGGUGUGUUGUCGAUGCUGAACCACAUCUGCCGUCAUCCUUGACCACCGUUAAUGCUGGCUGGACCUGAUGGGAAUUCUAGUGUUAUGGUACCUGUUGAGCCAAAGGUUAGCCACAACUGGCCUAGGCGUCAGAUGAGAGUCUGUAGUCUGUCCCUGCGCAGGAGGAGAAGAGUGUGCAAUUUAUCCCUUGCCAUUUGUAAAAUAAUAAUUAUGAUGAUGAUCAUAGAAUCAUAGAAUCAUAGAGUUGGAAGAGACCACAAGGGCCAUCGAGUCCAACCCCCUGCCAAGCAGGAAACACCAUCAGAGCACUCCUGACAUAUGGUUGUCAAGCCUCUGCUUAAAGACCUCCAAAGAAGGAGACUCCACCACACUCCUUGGCAGCAAAUUCCACUGUCAAACAGCUCUUACUGUCAGGAAGUUCUUCCUAAUGUUUAGGUGGAAUCUUCUUUCUUGUAGUUUGGAUCCAUUGCUCCGUGUCCGCUUCUCUGGAGCAGCAGAAAACAACCUUUCUCCCUCCUCUAUGUGACAUCCUUUUAUAUAUUUGAACAUGGCUAUCAUAUCACCCCUUAACCUCCUCUUCUCCAGGCUAAACAUGCCCAGCUCCCUUAGCCGUUCCUCAUAAGGCAUCGUUUCCAGGCCUUUGACCAUUUUGGUUGCCCUCCUCUGGACACGUUCCAGUUUGCCAGUGUCCUUCUUGAAUGAUGAUGAUGAUGCUUCUGGCAACAGGUUGUGCUAGGUUGUGCUACAAUAAGCAUGCACACCAGGUGUGUGUGUGUGUGGGGGACCUCUGGCCCCGCAAGCAUUACUGAGCUUCCACUCCCAGCACUCCACUCCCAGCAAACAUGCCCAGGGAUGAUGGGAGUUGUAGUUUAGCAGCGCCUGGAGGCCGAAAGGUUCCACGCGGCUGAAACAAGUUGCAAGUACUAGUUACAGGUAGGUAGCCAUGUUGGUCUGCCAUAGUCGAAACAAAAUAAAAAAAAUUCCUUCCAGUAGCACCUUAGAAACCAACUAAGUUUGUUAUUGGUAUGAGCUUUUGUGUGCAUGCACACUUCUUCAGAUACAAAGUGUGCAUAUCUGAAGAAGUGUGCGUGCACACAAAAGCUCAUACCAAUAACAAACUUAGUUGGUCUCUAAGCUGCUACUGGAAGGAAUUUUUUUAAGUUGCAAGUAUUCCGCCUUGUGGGAUAUCUUUGGGAGAAGCAAAGGCUAAGGCAGUGGUGUCCCAACUUUUUUUUUUUUAAAAAAUAAUAUUUAUUGCUUUUAUACCUUACAAAAAGAAAAAAGAGAAAAGGAAAAAGAAAAGAAGAAAAAGCAAAAGCAAAAGAGAAAACAGUACAAUACAAUAUAUAAACAAUACAGAACGCAACAUUAACAUUAACACAUUAAACAAAACAAAAGCAAAAACAAUUCAAAAAACACACAUCAUACCAUCUCAAUAUCCUCUCUUUCAUUCCCUUGUUUCAUCGACCUCCUCUCACCUCCCUUUUUGUAUUCCAUUUCUAUUGAUUGUUUCAGCAAAUCCUUUCCAUCUUUCUCUAUUUUCUGUCAUGUAAUUAUCUUAACAUAUUUUAACCUUAUUUUCCAUUAAUACUAUAAUACUUAUUUAUACUUAAUUCCUUAAAAUAUUUCUACUAAAGCCGUAUAAUUCCCUUCCAACAUUUUCCUAACACUCAUUAAUUUUACAUUAUUUCCAUAUAUAGAUUUUAAACUUUUUCCAAUAUUCUUCCACCGUCUCUUCUCCCUGGUCUCGGGUUCUGCCAGUCAUUUCCGUCAAUUCCAUAUAGCCCAUCAGCCUGGUGAUCUUCUGUCCGAGGCUCUUAAUUCUUUUCCAGGUCCAAACUUUUUUCAAAGAGAGCCAGAUGUGAUGAAGUGAAGGGCCCUGAGGGGCGGCCAAAGGGUUGAACUCGUUGAGCUUUUUUCGGGAAUUUAACCCCAAGAGAUGAACUGCCUCAGGGUCUGGAUUGAACCGACUGGCAGGCUGGAUUAGGCCCCCAAAAUAGACUUUGGACAUGCCUGGGCUAAAGAGUUGACCUUACACAAAUAUCUGGAGCAGAGUCCCUAAGGCGGUUGGAUGGCGCCUUGUACGCCUCCUUACAGCAACUUCUGCAGCCAAGCUGGCGCCAAACGUCUUGCUCUGCUUUCUUUUGGACCCCAUCAGUGAGGCCGAGAGCGGGGAGGAUUGACAUCUGGGCUGCCCAGCGCCUCCUUACAUACUGCCCAAGCUUGCACCCUGGGGAGGUCACUUGGCUGCUGCUAACACAGCGGUUUGACUUCACCCUCGGAGGCGCACUCCAUUGCCUCUUGAGACAGAUGCCGACAAAUUCCUUCUCAGAACCCAAGCUAAGAGAGUCCCAGGUCAGAACACGAGAAGCUGUGGGAGCAGGCCUAUCUAGUUUAGCUUCCUGUUCUCACAAGUGCCUCAACUCCGGGGAUUCACCAGCCGUGAGAGGGCUCUUGUGGGGUCUCAGGCCUUGCUUGUGGGUUUCCCAAAACGGGCAUCUGGUUGGCCACUGCGAGAACAGGAAGCUGGCCUGGCCUGACCAGCAAGACCCUUCUCACAAUCUUACGGAUAUUUUUCACAACCAGCCUUUGCUGAAAACAACCUUCCUCUCCACAGGCAUGAAGACGGCACAGUCCGGUUCUGGGACGCUUCGGGAGUCUCCCUCAAGCCGCUGUACAAGCUGGGCACGGCCAACAUUUUCCAGACGGACUGUGAACACAACGACAGCCUGAACCAGUCUUGCGAGGAGGACUGGCCGCCCUUCCGUAAGGUAACAACCCCCCCUCCAAAUGCCUUUGCUCCGGUGGGUGGGGGGCUCUUUGCUCAUUGGGGCAGAGUGACUCCUCUUGCCUCACAGUAGCUCUGUGUCUCUUGAGCGGUUCAACAGGUAUAGAUAGAGAUCUUCCCAUUGCCUUCCACCCCCAUCGUUCAGCCUGGACACUGAGGUCCAGCUCCAAUGACCUUCUGGCGGUUCCCUCCCUGUGAGAAGUGAGGUUACAGGGAACCAGGCAGAGGGCCUUCUCGGUGGUGGCACCCGCCCUGUGGAACGCCCUCCCGUCAGAUGUCAAGGAGAUAAAUAAUUAUACGAGCUUCGGAAGACAUCUGAAGGCAGCCCUGUAUUGGGACGUUUUUAAUGUUUGAUGUUUUAGUCUGCUCUUUUAUCUGUUGGGAGCCACCCAGAGGGACUGGGGCAACCCAGUCAGAUGGGCAGGGCACAAACAACAACAACAACAACAACAUUAACAAAACAAACAAACAACAAUUGUUACUGUUACCUUGCUUGAGGGAGAAAUCUUUGUUUUAUGCCUGCAGUCCAGUAGCAGGUUACCAGUAAGUCCCUCUUCCCAGGGAGUUCUGGGAAUUGUAGCCUUUUCAGAGGAAUGGGGUGUGUGUGUCUCUGCUCCCUUAGCAAACUACAACUCCCAGGGUUCUUUGGGGGAACUAGCGUCUCUUGCAAGUGGUAGGGUACGGCUUUGAAUGCACAAUGCUGAUGGAGCCUCAGAGUAGAGAAGCAGCUAGCUCUGUGUUGAUUUCUGCUACGUCGGUGCUCGUUAUCUUGUCUCACUCGUUUCUAAACGAAUUCAGCAAUGCAUCUUUUAAAAUCUGUUCUCUUUUCUAAAAAAGAUUUGGCUAAUGCUUGUGCAAUUCUGCCCCCAAGUGGAGGAAGGGAGUCACUGCAGCUUUUGAGCUGGAUGGAAACUUUCAUAGUCUAAACCUCAUCUACGUAAAAGUAUACGUUGCAUUUUUUUAAAAAAAAAUGCAGAACAAACAUUUGCAUGCUUGCUCAUCGAGUGCAAGGCACCUGUCCCACCCCAGGCCCUUUUCGACCCAUGGACUGCGGGGAGAGGGAGCAGUGUUUUCAGUAUCAACCAGUUUGGGAAACUUUGUUCAUGCCGUCUGAUGAAACACUGCAGAAAGAGGCCCGUUGUGAGCUGCUCCUCUACUGCCACCAUAUGAACACACGCUCCAAUAUAUACAGCACUUGACUGCUUUCUUCUUACAGAGGGAAUUGUGUGCCUCUGAUCUUCAUUUCCUUUGCUUCUCUCUCCCCCUGGAAAUGAAUGCAUGAAUAUUUGUCUUCCAGGUUGGCUGCUUCGACCCUUACAGCGAUGACCCCAGGCUGGGGAUUCAGAAGAUUGCUCUGUGCAAAUACACAGCUAAGAUGGUGGUGGCUGGUACAGCAGGGCAGGUAACUGGGAAAGGCAUACUUUUUCUGAACCCCGUGAUGCAGUCCCCCCUAACCUGCCCACACCUGCCUGGCUUGGUAGCUGCAGCUGGUGCCAAAGGCAGCGGCCAGGCAAAUGAUGAGGGCAGGUGGCCAACAGCAUGUCAGACCUCUGCUUAAGCAAGUGCCCUGCCAUGCUGGCUUCCAGGUUAUUGUGCUGCUACAGUGGUAGCUUGGUUCUCAAACUUAAUCCGUUCCUGUAGUCCGUUCCAAAACCAAAGCUUUCCAAAACCAAGGUGCGCUUUCCCAUAGAAAGUAAUGCAGAAAGGAUUAAUCUGUUCCAGACUUUUAAAAACAACCCCUAAAAUAGCAAUUUAACAUGAAUUUUACUAUCUAACAAGACAAUUGAUCCAUAAAGUGAAAGCAAUAAUCAGUGUACUGCAGUCACACAAUCAAUCAAUCAGUAGCUGAACUGGGUUCCACACAGUCACAAAAACAAAACGAAAAGAGCCGCAAAAACAAAAAUGCAAAAUACAGUGGUACCUGUAUUACAUACGCUUCAGGUUACAGAUGCUUCAGGUUGCAGACUCUGCUAACCCAUAAAUAGUACCUUGGGUUAAGAACUUUGCUUCAGGAUGAGAACAGAAAUUGUGCUCCAGUGGCACGACGGCAAUGGGAGGCCCCAUUAGCUAAAGUGGUGCUUCAGGUUAAGAACAGUUUCACGUUAAGAAUGGACCUCCCGAAUGAAUUAAGUACUUAACCUGAGGUACCACUGUAAAUAGGAAAAACAGACAGACCUUAGUGCAACACUCAAAACGGAAGUGUGGCACUCAAAUCGGAAGCGUAACACUCAAAACGGAGCAUGUUCGGCUUCUGCAAAGGGUUCGCAAACCUGAACACUUACUUCCAGGUUUGCACUGGUUCCAAGUUGUUUGAGUACGAAGGCGUUUGAGAACCAAGGUACCACUGUAUACACAAAGCCCUGAAUUACAUGGGUCCAGUGUGAAACUGAGAAGCACCUUCCUCUUGUCCCUGAUCCCUGUCUUUCUGCCCCCCCUCCGUGGCAGGUGCUGGUGAUGGAGCUCGCCGACGAAAAGUCGGAGCACCUGAUUAAUGUGGCCGUGGUCGACCUCCUCCAGGACCGCGAGGGCUUCACCUGGAAGGGCCACGACCGCCUCGCCCCCAAGAACGGCUCCCUCGCCUUCGCCCCGGGCUUCCAGCCCUGCGUCCUCGUCCAGUGCAUGCCCCCCGCGGCCGUGACGGCCGUCACACUGCACUCCGAGUGGAACCUGGUGGCUUUCGGGACCAGCCACGGUUUCGGGGUGUACGAUUACUACCGGAGGAACUCUGUGCUGGCCAGGUAGGGGGCGGGGAGAGGGCAGGGCAAGUUUUAAGGUGAAAGCACCUUCAUUUGAAUCCUCAAGCAAUUCGUAUCCGGGCUCAAUUCAGAGUGCUGGUUUUGACCCUAUAAAGCAGGAGUAGUCAACCUUUUUAUACCUACCACCCACUAAUGCAUCAGAUUUUUUUUUUAUUUAAAUGGGGUUUUUAAAAUAAAAGGCUUUUGGAGGAAAAAUCUUUCUAAAGAUAGUUUUCUAUUUAAGUUACAUUAUAGUCCAAAGGCUAUUCAUCGGGAAAUAAGGAUUUGUUUUAAGUUUUGCAUGUGUGCUGAAACUUAGUUUUAAGUGUUUUUUUUAAAAAAAAACAUUUAACCACAUCAGUUAACACACAUGGAUACAUAUGCUAUAAUGUUACUGUUUUAGUUAAAUAAGUUGUUUAAAUUGUUAUUGAGGAAAUGAUUAUUUUUCUCCUUCCAAUAAAGUACAGCAGAAAAGUUGUCCUAAUAUUAACAGUUAACUUAUUAAAUGUCACAAUAAUGUCACAAUUAUCCGUCUAUAGUAUAACCAAAUCAGAAUUUUUUGAUAUACAGUGGUACCUCGGGUUACAUAUGCUUCAGGUUACAUAUGCUUCAGAUUACAGACUCUGCUAACCCAGAAAUAUUACCUCAGGUUAAAAACUUUGCUUCAGGAUGAAAACAGAAAUUGCACGCUGGCGGCGCAGCGGCAGCAGGAGGCCCCAUUAGCUAAAGUGGUGCUUCAGAUAAGAACAGUUUCAGAUUAAGAACAGACCCCCAGAACAAAUUAAGUUCUUAACCCAAGGUACCACUGUAACUGUAAAAACUACUCUGAAAAUUUAUUAUUCCAAAAAUGAAACCUUCAUCUGCUUGUAAAUAUUAAGAUUAUACCAGCAAGAAUGAGUCUUUCUGGAAAAAAAUGUUUUAAAUCAAGUCUUACUGACCAGUGAUUUAAAUUGUGAUUUAAAUCGAUUUGAUUUAAAUCAAAUGCACCCUUCUGCUGUCUCUCAAACAGGUGCACGCUGCACCCCAAUGACUCCCUCGCCAUGGAGGGGCCUCUUUCUCGAGUGAAGUCCCUGAAGAAGUCUCUCCGGCAGUCCUUCCGGAGGAUCCGAAAAAGCAGGGUGUCCGGGAAGAAGAGGGUCAACACCAGCAGCCCCUCAAGCAAGGUGAGUGGACUGGGGCGCGUGCCCAGUUAGGAAAGCUGCGGGUUUGAGUUCUGGGUUAAACCCUAACAAAGGUUUAGGAAGGAGGGCGGGAGGAAGGGAGAGGGAGGUUGAGGUUUUGGGACUGGUGUGUAGACGUAGCACCAGCAAGGGAAGGGAGCCUUUACGUUUCCCAGUUUCGGGGGAGAGGUGCUUCUUGGAAGGGGCUGAACCUCAAAAGGCCCUGAUUGGAGAAAGGGGAAAUGGCUCCGUCUCCCGGUGAAAAGGAGCCUGGCAAAGGCAAAAAAUGGAGUGCAGAAUAAACAACAACAACAACAACAACAACAACAACAACAACAACAACAACAAUAAUUUUAUUAUUUAUACCCCGUCCAUCUGGCUGGGUUUCCCCAGCCACUCUGGGCGGCUUCCAACAAAAUAUUAAAAUACAGUAAUCUGUUAAACAUUAAAAGCUUCCCUAAAGAGGGCUGCCUUCAGAUGUCUUCUGAAAGUUUGGUAGUUGUUCUUCUCUUCAACAUCUGGUGGGGAGGGCGUUCCACAGGGCAGGUGCCACUACCAAGAAGGCCCUCUGCCUGGUUCCCUAUAACUUUGCUUCUCGCAGUGAAAGAACCACCAGAAGGCCCUUGGCACUGGACCUCAGUGUCCGGGCAGAACGGUGGGGGUGGAGACGUUCCUUCAGGUAUACUGGACCGAGGCCAUUUAGGGCAUUAAAGGUCAGCACCAACACUUUGAAUUUUGCUCGGAAACGUACUGGGAACAGCUGCCGGUCAAGAUAAGCAGCAUUGGGCUAGAUCAGGGGGAACCCUUUGGUUGUUGCUGACCUCUGACUGACUCCCAGUGGCCCCCAGCCAACAAGGCCAGUGGUCAAGGAUGAGUCAGAGUCCAUCAGUCUCAAGAGGAGAACAGAAUAAAAAGAUAAACGGAAGAUAAAAAUGGGCCAGAAGUCCUAGUUGGGGAUGGAUGGGGAAUGUGAUAUUGUAGAGCAGGGUGGCACGGAACUGUUUUUGAAGCAUCACUCGACCUGUUUCUCAUCCCUGGCGAUGGCUUGACAUGAAUCUGCCUCCUCUCCUCUUGCCCCCGUCAGGUGCAGGAGGCAAAUGCCCAGCUGGCUGAGCAGCCCGGCCCCCACGAGGUGGAGAUGACCCCCGUCCAGCGGCGGAUUGAACCCCGCUCGGCCGACGACUCGUUGUCGGGAGUCGUGCGCUGCCUCUACUUCGCUGAUACCUUCCUCCGAGACGGUAAGGAGGAGGAAGAGGUGCAACGCGGGUGGAAAGGGACCGGAGUCCGGGAUGGUUGGGACUCUACUGCCCAACAGUCCCAGACACCCAUGUCUGGUGGCAAGGGAUGAUGGGAGUUGUAGUUUGACAGCGCCUGAAGGGCAUCUAGUUGGGAAAGCCUUGGCAGCGUCAGUCCUGGAAUUGGUCACUUGCCACGUUUAAAAGGCAAUUUAUUCCGCUCUCACUACAUUUCGCUAACUCUUAGUUCUAUAUUUGAGCUUUCAUGCGAUGCAAAAGCCACUUCUGGAACUUGCAGUGAAGUAAAGCGCAACUUUGGUGCUCGUUUUCGUGUUACUUGCCUCCAGAAAAAACACAACCAUUUGCAAAUACAGUGGUACCUCUGGUUAAGAACUUAAUUCGUUCUGGAGGUCCGUUCUUAACCUGAAACUAUUCUUAACCUGAGGCACCACUUUAGCUAAUGGGGCCUCCUGCUGCCGCCGCACGAUUUCUGUUCUUAUCCUGAAGCAAAGUUCUUAACCCGAGGUCUGGGUUAGCGGAGUCUGUAACCUGAAGCGUAUGUAACCUGAAGCGUUUGUAACCCGACCACUGUAAUAUGGAAAUGAGCGCUAAACUUGUACUAUGUUCCACUAUAGUUCCACUAUUAUUACUAUUAAUAAUAAUUACAUUUCUAUAGUGCCCUUCACCCAAAGAUCAAGAGUGGUUUGUAAUAUAAAAACUCAAAAAUAAGGUUCUUGGCCCUUAGAAUCGUAGCACUGAGAGGGACCUGGGAGGUCAUCCAUCCCAGCCCUCAGCUCAUUGCAGGAUGCCUUCUCUCACUGCCUGUCUUCUCCCCUCUCCCUCCCCCCCAGCUGCGCAUCAUGGGCCCACCAUGUGGGCCGGCACAAACUCUGGCUCGGUGUUUGCCUACGCCCUGGAGGUCCCUUCGCAGGAGAAGUUUUCCGAGCGCUCGGUGGAGGCGGUCUUGGGCAAGGAGAUCCAGCUCAUGCACAGAGCGCCCGUGGUGUCGAUCGCCGUCUUAGACGGCCGGGGGAACCCUCUGCCGGAACCGUACGAGGUCUCGCGGGACUUGGCCAAAGCCCCCGACAUGCAGGGCAGCCAUUCAGUGCUCAUCGCCUCAGAAGAGCAGUUCAAGGUAAUCCUGAGGGAGGGGCAGAAUCUCUAGCUGUGUGAGAAAGCUAUUUGGUCUAGUGCCGAGGUCCUUCUGGCGGUUCCCUCGCUGCGAGAAGCCAAGUUGCAGGGAACCGGGCAUAGGGCCUUCUCAGUAGUGGCACCCGCCCUGUGGAACGCCCUCCCACCAGAUGUCAAAGAGAAGAACAACUACCAGACUUUUAGAAGACAUCCGAAGGCAGCCCUGUUUAGGGAAGCUUUUCAUGUUUAAUAGAUUAUUGUAUUUUAAUAUUCUGUUGGAAGCCGCCCAGAGUGGCUGGGGAAACCCAGCCAGAUGGGCAGGGUGUGGUGUGGUGUGGUGUGUGUGUGUGUGUGUGUGUGUGUGUGUGUUAGUUAAUUAAUUAAUUAAUUAAUUAGUAUCUACUACCCUUGGGGGCCACUGGCACCUCAAUCCCUGAGUCAGGGAGGUUCACAAAAAGUGUCCUCAGCAGUCCUUUUUUUUUGAGAGAGAGAGAGGGUGCUGAGUUAUGAACAAAGCCAAAGGUGACCGCUCAUUCAGAGUGAAGGCAAAGCAUUGCCCUCUCUCUCAAUUGACUGCCUGCCAGCUGCUUCUGUCUCCACCACCUCUGUGUCAGUGCUGCCCUCCUAGAGCGUGGCAGCGAAGAGGAGAAAGACAAAACUGGAAUCAGUUGGCUCUGCCUGUCGCUGGUUCUCUGGCGCCACCUACUGUUGGGCUCCCCGCCUUCUGCCCUACCAGUAGCAAUAGGCACCAGGCUGAUUCUAACAAAACCUGGGUGGGUGCCGUUGUCCUGCAAGUUUGGCAAGGGGGCUGCUAUUUUGCCUUGAGCUUCUGGGAACGAGAGAGAAGAUGCAGUUUUUUCGGAGAAAAAGAAUUGAGUUUUCUGAGAACCAGCUCCCUCCUGAGCCAGGGAGGGCGGAGCUUCAGCUGGGCGGAGCUAAAGCCUUGCACGUCCUCCUUGCGCCCUCCCCCCACUCACUUCCCGCUGUCUCCCACUCCAGGUCUUCACGCUGCCCAAAGUCAGCGCCAAAACCAAGUUCAAGCUGACGGCCCACGAGGGCUGCCGGGUACGGAAAGUGGGGCUGGUGAACUUUGUCAGCGCGGCGUGCGAGGACUACGCAGAGAACUGCCUCGCGUGCCUCACCAACCUGGGGGACAUCCACGUCUUCACGGUGCCCGGUCUGCGGCCGCAGGUGCACUACGACUGCAUCCGGAAGGAGGACAUCAGCGGAAUCGCCUCGUGCGUCUUCACCAAACACGGGCAAGGUGAGCCCGGAAGGAGCAAAGAGGCAACGUGGGGCAGUAGGAAGACUUAGACCCAGAGGGAAAGAGGGGGCACCGUGGGGCAGGGACACUGAGACCUGGAAGAAGCUGGGAAUGAUGAGGCACUAUGGGGUUGAGCUAAGGUAAAGGUAAAGGGACCCCUGACCAUUAGGUCCAAUCAUGGCCGACUCUGGGCUUGUGGCGCUCAUCUCGCUUUAUUGGCUGAGGGAGCCGGUGUGCAGCUUCCGGGUCAUGUGGCCAGCAUGACUAAGCCGCUUCUGGCGAACCAGAGCAGCGCAUGGAAACGCCGUUUACCUUCCCGCCGGAGCGGUACCUAUUUAUCUACUUGCACUUUGACGUGCUUUUCGAACUGCUAGGUUGGCAGGAGCAGGGACUGAGCAACGGGAGCUCACCCCGUCGUGGGGAUUCAAACUGCCGACCUUCUGAUUGGCAAGUUCUAGGCUCUGUGGUUUAACCCACAGCGCCACCUGCAUCCCUAGGGGUUGAGCUAGUUAGAGCUAAAAAAAAGCAGAUUGAGAACUUGCCCCUGGGGUGGGGCAAGUUAGACCGGGGUGAUCAAAGAGUUGGAGCAGGUGAAGGGGUUGGGGCUGUUUAGGUUGAAGCAGCCUUCCAGAUAUUCUGGACUUCCAACUCCUAUCAGCCCAAGCCAUCGCAGUUGUGAACACUCUUUUUAUUUUUAUCUUUUGGGAUUUAUUUGGUUUUUCAGAUUGAAGUUUUACAAUCACAUAUCCAACAUACAACAAUAAAACAACGAUUCAAGGAAUCUCCUGGACUUCCCUCCUUCCCUUCGUGGGUCCUGUUGUCAAUCAUUUCCUCCUGCAUCUUUUACGAUAAUCCAAAUCUUUUACAUCUCCACUAUGUCAAAGUGUUAUUCCAAUCCUACAAAGAUUUUAGCUGCUUGCAAUGGUUUUUAAGAUAAAUUGUAAAUUUCCCCCAUUCCUUAUUAAAACUUUGGUAUUCCUGAUCUCUGAUUCUUCCGGUCAUCUUAAACCAUUUUGGCAUAAUCCAUCAAUUUACAGUAAUCUGCCAUUCUUCUCUGGUAGGGACUUUAUCUUCUUUCCACCUCUGGGCCAAUAACAUCCACACAGCGGUGGUUGCAUACAUAAAUAGUCCUUUCUGCUCUCUUGGGAUUUCGGCACCUAGAAUUCUUAAAAGAAAGGCUUUGGGGUUUUUUUUUAAGAAAAGGUAAUUUUAAACAUUUUUUUCAACUCAUGUAUCAUUUCCCAAUCAUUUCGGUUGUGAACGCUUUCAUUUUAACAGUCAGAUUUUUUUAAAAAAGGUCAGUGGGCUGCAAUAAAAGCUGUCCUGUUUACCCAUAAAACCGGAAGGAAAACCUACAGUCAGUGUAUUAAGGGAAGUCGAUUCUGCUGGUGGGGCCACGUGACUCUCAUCGGGAACAGAGACUGAUCAGUGUUGGCUCCCCCAUCUCUUUUUUCAGGCUUCUAUUUGAUCUCUCCGUCGGAGUUUGAGCGAUUCUCCCUGAGCACCAGGAAUAUCACGGAGCCACUGUGUGGGCUGGACACGAGCCGUGUGCACGACUCCACCUGCCUCGGGUAAGUGCAGCUAUUUAAGCAGCAGCAGUGGCUUUGAAAGAAAUGAUUGGGGUACCACCGUGACUUCAAGUGCAGGCAAAAUAUUUUAUGGUAGAGGGGAAAACUUGUUUUAUACAUAGCUGGGCUGUCUGCAAACCUGAAGGGGAAGCUUUGUGUAUACAGUCAGGAUGCUGUUGCUUUGCUGAACCGCAGCAGGCCCAGAAUUCUGCUUCCUGAGAAUCUUGGAUCCUUUUUAAAAAAGUGAGUCAAGUUUCUAGUCCUUAAAGCAGCAGAGGAAGAUGUUUGGAAGUGUUGAGUUAUAGAAAUCAGUUAACACCGAAGGGGGAGAAAUCAUGCAAGUAUGUUCAAUUUGCAUAUCUUGUGCAGGCUGCAGGAUUUGGCAUGCUUCACUGCAGAAGAUUUUAAUUGUCUUUGCUGUCGUGAUCAGAUGUUUGUUGUUCCUUUGCAUGCAGUAAACACAACUUUGGCUAUAGACAGAGAGAGCAGCGUGCGUGUUAAAACGUUGACCCUCAGUUGCAAACCAGAGGCGUUGCGAAGUCUGCACGGUUGACAAUUGAUCUGUCCCAGCUCCUGCCAACCUAGCAGUUUGAAAGCACGCCAGUGCAAGUAGAUAAAUAGGUACCACUGUGGCGGGAAGGUAAAUGGCAUUUCUGUGCGUUCUGGCACUCGUCACGUUGUCCCGUUGCACCAGAAGUGGUUUAGUCAUGCUGGCCACAUUACCCGGAAAGCUGUCUGUGGACAAACACUGGCUCCCUCAGCCUGAAAGCGAGAUGAGCACUGCAACCCCAUAGUCGCCUUUGACUGGACUUAACCGUCCAGGGGCCUUUACCUAAUGCCUCUCACUUUCCUGAAUGGAGGCUGAAGAGUCUCAAUUUUUGUUGGGUGGGAUGUACCACAUUGUACGGAGGGAAGAAAUCACCUCUUGCUCCACCCACUUUGCUUUUGGCCCCACCCACUUCCCCCUCUAUCCCCGCCCACCAGCGGAAUGUGGCCCCCGAAAUGUUGCUGAAGAAAGGAUGCGGUCCCUGGGACGAAAACUCUUCCUCUCUCCCAGUUUAAAGCCUGCCUUUCCUCCCUUCAUACCACAGUUACUUUUCGCUUGAGGGGUCCUCACCGUUGCUAUUUUGAUUUUAAACCGUGCUAUUAACUAAUUGUCUGAACGAUGUCAUGUCCAGCCUGGUAACAAUAAAGGCUGCUCCCUUGUCAUUUCAGGAACAACUUCACAGCAACGCCGAAACUGAACCAGGCCAACGGGACUCACGUCCUCCAAGGAUCAGAGGCCAGCCAUUCCCUUGCCAGCAGCGACCGUAAGGGAACGGCCCGAUUUCCUAAUCAAUAUCAGGGAAUAGUGAACAAAAUGGCUUCUUCUGAUUUUGCGGCCAUUGCUGCAGUUCUGAUGUAACCUUUCCCAAUAGCUUGAGGGGAAAGUUAAACCUCUCUGUUUCAAAACUGCUUUAUCCUCGCCAGGCUGUUCCACUGAAAAACGUGAAUUCCACUCUUUGAGAAAACUGCAAGUUUUUGUAAGAAGUUUCAUUUCUCUAGGGUCAUGCCUGCACCAUACAUGCCAAGCGCUAUAGCAGUGCUUUAUACAGCCGUGGCGUCCCCUGAGGAAUCGUGGAAAUGUAGCUUAUUGAGGGUGCUGAGACUUGUUUCCCCCACAGAACUACAAUUCCCAGAGUUCCCUGGGAAAAAAGGGAUUUAUGGUUAAAUUGCACUGGGAAUCGUAGCUCUGUGGGGGGAACAGGGGGGUCCCCUAAACAACUCUCAACACCCUGAAGAAACUACAGCUUCCAGAAUUCUUUGGGGGAAGCCAUAACUGUUUUAAAAUGGUAUAGUGCUUUAUUUAUUUGUGGUUUUUAAAAUUAUUUAUCAUUUUCAUUUUACAAUAAGAACAAUGAAUGAUUGUCCAAAUGCCAAUUACACAUUUAAUUUCAACUUCCCCCCACUUUCCAUGAUUCACUUCACGAUUUUCUUUUCCACUACAUAUUACAAUGAAUCCCUGUCUUUUCAUUUUCUAGUUCUCCAUAAGUCACUACGGGUGAAUUUACUCUGUUCCUGUUUACUUGGGAAAUUACCAUAAGCAUAUUUAAAAGUUAUCUACGAAACCUUUCCAAUCUUCUCUCUCUCUCUCUCUCUCUCUCUCUCUCAUCUCAACCUCUUAUUCUAUUCUAUUCAUUGCUGUAUAUUUUACCACUUCCAUCUGCCACUCUUCCUUUGUUGGCAUUAUACCCUCUUUCCACCUCUGGGCAUAUCAACUUCAAGCUGCUGUAGUUGCAAACAUAAAGAGGGACCAUUGAGCUUUAAAUAUAUGGUGUGAAUGGCCCAAAGUGGGGCUGGCGAGUUCAGAGGCCUGAUCAGGUCCACAAAGCCUGUUUUUUUCUUAUUAGUAGCCAGUCAGAGCCCAUCUUCCCCCUCACAGUGCUGAGGUGAGAUGAAAGACUGAAACCCCUUGUGUUGACCCAGUGCUGCAAUUGUGGGCCUGUGUAUACCUAUGCCUAUCUAUGUAUGUGUGUAUGUGGUGAUUCAGACAUCCGAGUGUGUGUUUGGUGGCCAUUUUGUCCUCAAAACACCACUGGCAUGUGGCCCUCGGACAGUUGGCCAUCCUUGAAUGCGGCCCCUCUGGCUUGAAAAAGUUUGUCCACUCCCGCUCUGGAGAUACUUUAUUUGACGGAAGACUACUCUGUGCUAUUAAAAACAAAACAAAAAGCGAUGUAUCGGGGCAUUGUGGCUUGCCCUUUGUAGUAAAUGGUCCAUCAACAAAGUGCUCAAUGGAAGACAACAGAUGGUUUGAUUUUCUAAGAUGAUGCUGACUGGUAAGGUGCAGACCUGCUGCUGCUUCCUAGGGGAUAUGUCUGUGCUCUCUGCUCUCUGAAUGUCAGCUGCUGGGAGAGCGCUGUGGUGCUCAGGUCUUGUUUGGGGCAACUGUGCCCCUGAAGGACCAGGUGCACAGCCUGGGAGUCAUUUUGGACUCACAGCUGUCCAUGGAGGCGCAGGUCAGUUCUGUGUCCGGGGCAGCUGUCUACCAGCUCCACCUGGUACGCAGGCUGAGACCCUGCCUGCCCGUGGACUGUCUCACCAGAGUGGUGCAUGCUCUGGUUAUCUCCCGCUUGGACUACUGCAAUGCGCUCUACGUGGGGCUACCUUUGAAGGUCACCCGGAAACUACAACUAAUCCAGAAUGCGGCAGCUAGACUGGUGACUGGGAGCGGCCGCCGAGACCAUAUAACAACCGGUCCUGAAAGACCUACAUUGGCUCCCAGUAUGUUUCUGAGCACAAUUCAAAGUGUUGGUGCUGACCUUUAAAGCCCUAAACGGCCUCGGCCCAGUAUACCUGAAGGAGCGUCUCCACUCACAUUGUUCAGCCUGGACACUGAGCUCCAGCUCCAAGGGCCUUCUGGUGGUUCCCUUACUGUGAGAAGUAAAGCUACAGGGAACCAGGCAGAGGGCCUUCUGGGUGGUGGCACCUGCCCUGUGGAACGCCCUCUCACCAGAUGUCAAGGAGAUAAAACUAGCUGACUUUUAGAAGACAUCUGAAGGCAGCCCUGUUUAGGGAAGUUUUUAAUGUUUGAUAUUUUAUCGUGUUUUUAAUACAGUGGUACCUUGGGUUAAAUACUUAAUUCGUUCCGGAGGUCUGUUCUUAACCUGAAACUGUUCUUAACCUGAAGCACCACUUUAGCUAAUGGGGCCUCCUGCUGCUGCCGCACUGCCGGAGCACGAUUACUGUUCUCAUCCUGAAGCAAAGUUCUUAACCCGAGGUACUAUUUCUGGGUUAGCGGAGUCUGUAACCUGAAGCGUAUGUAACCUGAAGCGUAUGCAACCCGAGGUACCACUGUAUUCUGUUGGGAGCUGCCCAGAGUGGCUGGGGAAACCCAACCAGAUAGGUUGUUGUUGUUUGUGAGUUUCUGCUAAUGGCCGUAUGGUGAGGACAGAAGGCUGGAGGAGAUGGACGGGCCUUUAUUCUGAUCUGUCAGCGCUCCUCUAAGGUUCUUCCCCCUUUCUCCAACCCUCAGGGUCUCCGGAUGAACACCAAGCUUCUUUCUCUCCAACGCCAGUGGAUUCACCCAAUAACAGCAUCGACACCCCACUGGAUACCACCGGAGACAUCACCGCUGAGGAAGUGAAGGAUUACUUGGCGUAAGUCUCUACCCUUAUCUUAGACCUAUCUCUAUCUAGCCAUUCCAUCAGACUGCCUCUGUGGGAGGGAGAGAAUCGAUCACAGAAUUGUAGAGUUGGAAGGGGCACCAAGGGUCAUCUAGUCCAACCUCCUACCAUGCAGGAAACUUUUGCCCAACAUGGGGCUUGAACCCACGGCCCUCAGAUUAAGAGUCUCAUGCUCUACUGACUGAGCUGUCCCAGGCUCGCUCCCAUCAGCUUAUCCAAAAGCCCAGCCCCUGAACUGUGCCAGCUUGUCAAUAGAGGAACAACUGUUUAGAAAUUGGUGUCAGGGUUUUGGUUUUUCCUCUUCCGUCCCUGUCCCUUUCCCCUUGUGUGUCAUGGGUUUUUUCAGAUUGUAAGCCACCUUGUUUUGAUUGUAUGUAAGCUGCCCUGGGGGCCUUUUUGGCUGAAGAGUGGGGUACAAAUGUUCUAAAUAAUAUAUAUCUAUUGAUCUAUCUAUAUCUAAACUACAGUGGUGCCCCGCAAGACGAAUGCCUCGCAAGACGAAAAACUCGCUAGACGAAAGAGUUUUCCGUUUUUUGAGUUGUUCCGCAAGACGAAUUUCCCUAUGGGCUUGCUUCGCAAGACGAAACGUCUUGCGAGUUCUUGCGAGUUUGUUUCCUUUUUCUUAAAGCCGCUAAGCUGUUAAUAGCCGCUAAGCUGCUAAUAGCCGCUAAGCCGCUAAUAGCCGUGCUUCGCAAGACGAAAAAACCGCAAGACGAAGAGACUCGCGGAACAGAUUAAUUUCGUCUUGCGAGGCACCACUGUACAUGGCAUGAUGAUGGGAAGACCUGAUAACUUCUCCUUAAAAUCUGUGAAAUGGACGAGGAGUAAACCUAAACAAACCAUUCCAGUGAUUGUUAUUUAGUUUAAAAUGCCUUUUUUCUAUUUAAAAAAAUGUUACGGUGAUAAUGCUUGGUUCUCCUGAUUUGGAUACUGAGAGGAAAAUCUCCUUGUUCAGUGGCAGCAUAUCCCCAAAUGCUAGGGACAAAAUGAUAACCAUCUCUGCCAUGCCUUGGGUUCUGUGAGGCAAAAGCGCAGACUGAAAACAUUUUAAAUAAAUAAUGUUAAAAUCCUGAUCUCUCGCAGGCCAUCGGAGGAAGCAGAGAGAAAUCUGAGGAACAUAAAUGAGGACGAGGCUCGUUCCCCAGGGAUCUUGAUCAAAUGAGGUACGUCCUGUGAAGAGAGGAGAGGCAGGUUUCUAGGCCUCAGGUCUUGCCUACAUAAUUUUUAAGCCUAUUUUUUGUUUUCAGAGGAUAAGGUUGAGGGGUCUGAGCAGAAUGGGGGUUCUGGUUUAGACUUCAGAGCCUAGCAUAGGUCAGCGGCAAGAAAGAAACCACAUUAGACCUGCAAGUCGCCUGGAUUUGACCCGGGAGUCCAUUUUGGGUGAAACCCCUUCGCCUUUCCCACACCUGACACCAGCGGUGGCGGCAAAGGAAGGUUCUUCCUUUGCAGCUGCAACGGGAAUCUUUGCUGCCCUUAAUGGGAAACGCCUGACAUCACGUGACAUGUCCCUGAAGUCAGGUGACUCACUGCCAUAUGACUUAAUGGUGUGCCCGCCUGCAUGUAACCCUCUUUCGGUUAACAGCAGCAGAGCAAAUUUUGCAACGCCAAUUUGACUUAAACCUAAUGCAGGUUUGGAUAGGGUUGCCAUAUUUCAAACAGUGAAAAGAAAAACGUUUUUUGGCAACAUUGUUGAGAUUUUUUUAGUUUUGCCCAAAAUGGUCGAGCUUCUUUUCCGCCAAAAAAUGCCCUUUUCUGCCGUACAUCCGGAUUUUCCCAGACAAAAAUCUGGGAAAUUCCAGAUGUAUGGCAACUCUAGGUUUGGAUAACGUUUUGAUCCCACUGAUUCAGUUUCUUAUUCAUUUUAUUGCCAUUGCAAUGUUUUGGGUUUUUACUAGGCAACUUGAAAACUAGGCAGAGAGUGUAGGCUUUUCAAAAUAAGGAAACUGAAGUUUUGUAAGUGGAUGUGUCUAGUUGCAGAAUAUCCAGCUCAUAAUUCUGUGUUCCUUCUGCAGAUACUACACAAGGUCCCAUUGGCCUGUUUUGGCGCUCGACACCCCCUAGGGACAAAAGACUUUGACUGUGUGGUAACAGACUGUUGGUCUUUCCUAUUCCUCUCCUUCCAGAGACCCUGUUCUGCAUUUUCUUCCUUUUUCUUAAUUACAAAGAGUCAUAAUGUUUUUCUACCGCACGGCCUGGAAGUGGACUCAUGAGGAAGAUUUCUUCGUGCUGGGGGUCUCCCCUAUCACCUCUUCCUCGGUACCUCUCCCAAGUUUGCAAUCACCAACUUCUUCUUUUUUAAAAAAAAAUGAAGAAAAGGAAAAUGUGCCAACCUCUUCGACAGGACCAAGUUGUCUCUUCCGUUGCACAAAAAACACACACUAAAACUCUUAAAACCUUUUUCUAAUAAAGCAAAAACGAGACACAAAGUGGGCGCAUGGGAGGGGCCUGCCUGUGGUGUCAGGAUCCCACCGAGACUGAACCAGCCUCUCUCUUUGGCCGAGGUAUCAGCAUCAAACUUUGCACGAAAAAGGAGCCUUUUUAGAUAUAUACAGACACACUUGACGGAUGGUUUUGUUUCUGCUUCCUGGUACACCUCUCUGAAACCUCUUGGGAUCGAGUGGCUGAAUUGCUCUGUUUACAUACUUCCAGAUUCUCCUUUCCUCCUUUUUUCUGAGAGCUUUUCCACCCCAUCCCACCCUACUUCUGGCAACUUCUUGCAUCAGCCGGCUGGGGAAAACAGGCCUUGAUCAUAUGGCAAAAUGCCUCCCACUUCUGUGGUGCUAGUGGGGAACUCUUUGGAGAAGAGCCCAACCUGAAGAAAUUCUUUUGUAAUACUGGCGGAAAGUUGUUAUUUUGUUCUUGGCUUGCAGAGAACAUUUUGUCUAGCUGGGCAGAAGGGUUUUCUUUCAGCGGUGCAGCUGUACAAAUUGGGUGCGCAAGAGGCAGGUUUUCGGGAAACGGAUCUACGAGGAAACCCACCUGCAGCUGCACAUCUUCCCUCCAUGUGGUUGAAGUUCUAACCAGCCGCUCAAGAGAGCUCUUGUUACCUCUGCAUGGCUGCAAGCUUCGCACCGAAUAAGAAAACGUCCGAGUGAAUUUCCUGCGUCUCCUGUUUGAUGGCGUCCCCCGAUCUUCCUUUUCUAGGAACUGUGCAUUUUUUUAGGAUGGGGGGGAAGGAGGAGGAGAGGUACAUGAAGGGACACUGGAAAUAUGGAACUCAUAAAGUAUAAGUGUUUGCAUCUCGCACUGCAGUGCUCUUUAGGAGCUGUGCCAUUUGCUUUCUCAGCCUUAUCUGAAAGGAUGGCCUUCAAGGUGUUGUGAGACGACAUCUCCCAUCACCCCUGACCCUUGGCCUUGCUGGCUGUUGGGAGUUAAGAGUCAAGCAAUAUUUGGAGGGUCACAGGUUCACACACCCCCCCGACCCAAGGAGCAUUGGGUCCAGUUAUUACCACAGGGUGGCAACUUCCUUCCUGAAAAUUUGGCUUGCUAAUUUUGACACCUUCUGUUUGGUGCCAGCCCUGUGACCCGCCUACGGAGCAAUGAGGUGGCAAAAAACUCAGAUGACAUGCCUAUUAUUUCUUGCCGAGUGAUCUUCAGGUGGGUUUAGGAAGCAGGCUAGUAUGCCGUGAGACUUUGGCGGCAGGUUCAAAAGUGUACUGCUAUUCACACGUGGCCCUGUUGUAACACCUUUAUUACAUUUUAUUUCUGCUGGUUGGUUGGCGAGAGUUAUGAUCAUGCACUGGUGUUUGAAGCCAGUGUGCCUAGUGUGUUAUUAUUUACUCCUUGUCUCCUCCUUUUGCCGCCUCUUAAAAUCUCCCCCCUUAACAGAGAGAGGGGAAUCUGUGCCUUCCAGAUGUCCAGCCAUCAUGGUCAGGGAUGAUGGGAGUUGUGGUCCAUCGACAGCCGGAGAGCCCAAACAUCUUCUGUGCAUCUGUCGGGCAGAGAGGCUGCGACGCCUUGCUUCCCCCAUCUGAUUCUGUCCCUCGUGUCACAUUUUCAUUUAUUUAUGAAUCCUGAACUCGAAAGGGCUCCAAGUCACCAGCUCCAGGCCACCCUCUGAAAACAGCUGCCAAAUCCUCUUUUGCUAUUAAAAGGCAGCCUUUCUUUUCCAGCCAAGCAGUGGGAUGUUGGAAAUCUGUAGGACCUUAUUUGUGUCGAAAGGUGGGACUCUCUUCCCAGCCCCUGGCCCUGGAUUUUUGUAAUCCGCUUUGAGGAUUUUUGGAGAAUGGAUUUGGAGAUGGUUGCAUGCAAUGACUAACGCAAGCCGUGCUCUCUGUUUUUGGGUGAGCCACCUGAAACAUCCAGCUGCAUCUUGCAAGGGGCCAAGCCUGGACUUACCCCUCUUCCUUUGCCUGUGGAAAGCCACAUGCCUCUCUCUUCCUGUGUUUCUUGGGAGGCAGGUGAGUGGGAGGGUGUCAGGCAGUCUUUAAUAUAGGGCUGGGGAACCAGCUUCUCUCGAGAUGUUGUUGCACACCCAUUCCCAUCAUCCAGCAUGGCCCUUGCUCGAGAAUGAUGGAUGUUGCAGCCCAGCAAACACUUGGAAGGCCCAGAAUUUCCUCCUCUACCUCUGCUUUUAAUAAGCAGUCAUCUCUUACCUGUGUUUCUUUGGCAUUACCUCCUGCUGGCAGAAGCUCUGGCCUUUGCAGCCUGUCUUGUGGCCAAGGUAACCUUUGCAGCGACGAAGCGCUGAGUUCAGGUCUUGGCUUGUUUUGUUUCUUUCUUCUUUCGCUGAGGUCUUACAGUAUGAGUUGUUUCCUCAUUUUUUGUUCCCACCGCUGACAUUUUAGUGCCAAGAAGUUUGGCCAAGUGGGAGAGAAGGGGAGCCAGCCAUUAUAUAUAUUGGGUCUCGGGACAGGUACAGACGCUGGCUCAGGCCUGGAACAUGGAGCAGCUUUCUCCAACUGGGGCUGUUAGGAGUUGUAGUCUAGAACAUCUGGAAGGCACCAAGUUGGCGAAGGCUGGUAUUAAGUCUUAAAAUAGUGCGGGCUCUGCCUUAGAUUGUGGCUGUCUGUUCCAUGCGUGGGAUCAUUUCCUCACUCUUAAUGCCCAGACGUUGCCUCCUGAUAAUGACGUUACAUGAAACUCUUUGUCAGACAUUUUUUUUUUUUUUGGUACGGUUUGAUUCCUCGCCCCCUCCCCCCAAAACCCAGGCGUGCAUGUGAGAGUGUGUGAUUUUGCACGGGUGCGCAUGUUUGUGAGCGGAUGACAGAGCAGAGUUCUAUAGUGGAGACGUGCCAUUGUGUGUCUUAAUAUUUUUUUAUUUUGGCAGACUUAAUUGUGGAAGGGAGUUGGGGGGGGGGGUUAGUUUCCUUGGUAGAAUGUACCCUCUCUGUUGGGACCUUCUUUGUUUUGCUCAGAUGAUGGAUUUAGCAUUGUUUAGUUAUUAAUACAGGUUUUUAAUAAUGGAAAAAAUAAAGCAUUUAAUAAUACCUUAAGCUUAUGUGUGGCUUGUUGUUCCAGGUUCCCUGUUAAUUGUGGGUUCAUUAUGACUUUGUGCUCGUGAUGGUUUGGAGGAAGCUAAAUGUGAUCAAUACUGUUUUGUGUCUGCAAAGCAUUCACAAUAUACAGCUUGGUUUCCAGUCCGUUCAUAACCUGUAGGUCCCUGCAGAAAAUCCUGCAGCUGUUUAUGCCAAAAACAUUCUGUUUUAUUUUUUAGGUCUCAUGUUUUGUUGUGCUAGGGUGCCCUUCCAGAUGGGAGUGAUGCAAUAGCAAUGGGAAAACGUCACAGAACAGCUAAGCGAGUGGAAUGUGCGGACAGCCAUGUUCAAAC
Molecule: messenger RNA, 81187 nt
Organism: Podarcis lilfordi (Lilford's wall lizard)
Lineage: Eukaryota; Metazoa; Chordata; Lepidosauria; Squamata; Lacertidae
Source: the annotation of a GenBank genome assembly